AUAUUCUGAAUGGUUUAGUCGCUGCUAGCUGAGCUCUCCUGCAUCCCCCCCCUGAAGGGAAACACGAGAGGAGGGGGGAGAUGGUUGUGAUGACAAGCUUGCCUUUAGCAGACUAGGCCUAUGGGGACAGAAGUGUGGCUCUGUGAGGGAGCUCAGACCGUCCCUGAUCUUACAGGAGCAGGAUCCACUGUCUCUGUUUUGCCAUGAUCUCACUGACAUUAUUUGGACAACACAGACGGCUUCUGUCCUCUCAGCAGGUGAGUCUUUUUGUUUUCGACUCUCAUACUUUUAGGUUGCAGAAACUCUAACUCUCGCUUAGACUCCUCUUCUGCUCAAGGGUGAGAAUUUUUAUUCCAUAGGUUGUUUCUGCGUGAGAGGACUUGUUCAGGACCUUUCUGCAGAAACUUCUCCAGCGCUGGAUGCUUCUUUUUUCUUUUUUCUUUUUUUCCUCCCACUCUCCUAAAUAAGAUGUGUUCCUGCCUGGCCUGUCAGCGCUGCCAGUUCAUUUUCACUCCCUGACUUCUUCCCUUCAUUUGAAUCUGCUCUGCAUUCAUUGGAGAAUAAUGAGAGUCUCUUUGCAUAGUGGUCUUUAAAAAGAGGGGUUUUCUUGGAAGGAGCUCUAAUCUCGUGUACUCUCACUUCACAUUGACCAUGUAGGGACAGGUCUUACAGGAGCAACUAUGUGCAGAAUUACAUUUACUAAAGACUGGGAUAUGUUCUCGCUCUCUGCAGGAUUUUACAGAAUCUGGACUCUUGUUACAGGCUCAUAAAAGUAACUGUAGAGUUAGAUUCUGUCCUUGUCUGUGUGUCUGUGGGGGUUUUAUCUGGGUAUGUCCGGUGUGUAUGUAUGCGCCUGUGUGUGUGAGUGUGUGCAUGUGUGUCUCAAGGCCAUGGUAAAGACGCUGGCAACUGCAGCUUUCUCACCAGCCAUGUGCAUAAAUUAACUUCUGCACCUUCUUUAUGCACUUAAAAAAGAGAGCUAUUAUGCUCUGGGAAUAUCUCAAAAAAUCCAACUUUACGAGGAGUUUUUCGAAGGUAUGUUGAUAACAUUCAGCAUUUGUUUUUUGAAUGUUGCCUGGCUGCACUGUUAACAUCUGAAAACGUCUCCUGAGGACAGUCUUUGUGGUUUAUCCGGCUGAUAAUCAUCUGCUGUUCCACAGAAAUGCGAUUGUGUUUUUUUGUUUUUUUCCGGGUCUAUACCUCAGAUGUCUCGGACCUGUCCAAGGUGUGUUUUGAAGAGGGUCUUAAUGAAGGGGUGAGCGGGAUGUUAACCACAGUCACACAGGGACAUCUUCUGCCCCCUGAUGAAUGGUGUAGCCAGUUGUAAAUUAUCAGCCGGGGGAAGAGCGGUCGGAUUCCUCUGCGCAGUGAUGUCACCACCGCCGUGUGUGAAACAGAUCCAGACUUGAAGGGCUCAGUUUAAGACAGAUGUUGGUUUUCACAGCUAAGAGGGGGGCUUGUUCAGAGCGGGUUUUAGAAGCUCUGCGUCGCACUCUUGAUCAGCUCAGGAGAUACAAACAUGGAAACAUGAAGAGGAACGCUGUGAGAAGUUUGUUUUCUCCACCUGGUUGGACCUUUGUUGUCUAUCCGUGUUACAUUCCUUUCAUUUCUGUUUAUUUCAGGUUACCAGCGACGUGGUUUUGACUGAGCGUCUCGGAUCAAAAUGGCCAUCCUGUACAUCAGGCACAAGCACCUGUGGAUUUAUGUUUUGAAUUAUGAGAAACUGUAGAUUAAAGGAACAAUGGAGAGUCCAUCCGUGGUGAAUCUGGAGGGACACCCGUCUGGAGCAUCUUCAGGAUUACAAAAAUUCACGACACAAGAGCUGAACUCAGGAAGCUCCCUCCUGUCUGCUGAUGGCUCAGUGGACCACAGAGGGGAUUAUGGUCUCUGUGAAGCAGAGAGCUCGCUGUGGAAACCAGAUAAGGACUUCGAUCAAGUGAAGAACACUCAGGUUUCUGUCAGUCGUGGUGAUUUGGAGUUUGUGGAGGGUUUGUGCUUACAGCAGCCUGAACAAGUAUCAGUCGUAACUUGUGGGGCUCUUCUGGAUCUGACACCAGCAGCCACGAUUCAGCUUCACGAUGGAGGCGUUGUGUCCACUUUAGAUGAGUCAAAUGAGAAACUAUGUCCUGUUCCUGUCACAGAGGACUCCUCAGACCUCGUGGUUCAGAAUCAGUCUGAUCAAAUAGGAGACUUGAACUGCGGAUGUGUCAAAUCAGACUUUGAGGGCUUGGAGACGGUCUCAAACGGACAUGAUUUAAAGCCUCAGGAGGAUCUGUGCCCUGCUGUUAAUCUGGACUCCAGUCCUUCCCCCGUCCCCACUGCAACCGAUCCAGAUCCUGGUCGGAAAGUCUCAGAUCUCCCUCGAAUCAUCAAGCACAAACCCAGCUCCAUCAGCUUCUCAAACUACACCUGCGCCUCAGUAGGCGAUGGCCACGCUUAUGUCAAUGAGAGCUCAGACGAUGGAGAGUCUUCAUCAGAGGAGGAUCACGAUCAUGAUGACAGCGAUGACGACGUUUUCCUCGAGCUGCCCCAGAGCAGAGAGCUGCAGGCCAACCACAGAAAAAGGAGCAAAGGCAAACAGAAGAGGAGGGGAGCUGCGAGUGUCGCCAGAAACGGUGGAUAUGAAGCAGAGGAGGAGAGCAGGAACAAGGAGGUGUGCUGCUAUUUCUCAAAAUCACACACAUCUCAUACAUCAACAUCACAUGAACUAAAACAGUCAAGUAUUUUGGAAAGUAGGCUUCAACUAAUUCAUGUAAAAAUUAACCAAUUUAGUUCACAAUGAUCAUUUUUAUUUCAAGGUCAAGGUUAAAGUAAAAUGACUGAAGUGCCCACAAUAUACAGUAUAAUACAAGUUAUUUUAUUCUUAGAUAAUCGAAAAGUUAAUGAAAUAACAAUUUUAAGUGUAUAACCUAAGAAAAAGUAAUUAAUGUGCACAUUUCAUUUAGCUUUUACAAAAUAGGCACUGGUUAAUACUUUAGUUGUACAUGUAAAAUGGGAUUUCUUAUAUUCUAAAACAUCUUAAACUGGUGCAAAAGUUUAGAAACUAAUGUCCAAUUAAGUUAGAUUAUAUUAUACCCAUCCCUAGUCUGUGUUAGGGCUGGGUGAUAAACCGAAAAAUUACAGAUACCGAAAUUUACGACAACAACCAACGUCAUUUUGCCCAUAUCAAUAUAUUCGGUGUCAAAAAAAGAAAUAAAUGAAAGUUGGUUUUGGAUGUGUGUAGGUAGACUAUGGUCUCAUAUCCCUAUAAGACGCUGUCCUACGUCAGAGACAUGACUCCACCCCAUCCAGUCGGUAACAAAGAGGGAAAGUCGGGUGAGGAGAUGGAGGACGGUUUAAAAGUUGUAGCGACUGAAGUAGACGAAGUUAAUGUGGGAGGGGGCGAGAAGCUUGUGGAGUAGUUACCAUCCAUUUAUCGUUAUCGAGAUGAACUGCUCAAUAUAUUGUGAUUUGAGGCCUUAUCGCCCAGCCCUAGUCUGUGUCAUUUAAAACCUGAAGCCUUAAACUUGAAUACUGUGGCUUUUUAUAGCUUUGGUUCGGUCUUUUGUCGGUCAGUAUCAGAGUCUUUAUUUGCUCUUUCCUAUCAGCUGACAUCUCUGAGAUAACGCACAGAUGAUAUAGGCGUGUAAAGGAAUGCAAACAGCUUCUGCUUUCUCUCCAGACUCUCUGCAGACUCAGUGUUUUGACAUAACAGGCCGUAUUAACGUUGAACUUCGCCUCCCACUGCUGAACACUUCCUUUCUCUCCAACAAGUCUGAACAUAUGGAGUCUCUUUUUCACACAGCCCUUACACCCUGACCUUGGUUGUAACCAUCCUAUAACCUCUCAGUGCUGAUUUUUAUUGCCCUUUAAAAGCCUUUUGUGGACAUUCAUAGAUAUGUUCAAAUCUCUGAGUUAAAACAUCCAGUGGCACAUACCUGCCAUCCCUCUCUAAACCGUCUGCAGAUAAUGGAGCACAUGUAAACAGGGCAGAGUACACGACUGCUGGAGAUUAGCUUCUUUGUUUGAUAGUCAAGUAUGCAGAGGUAAAUGCCGGUUUAAUAUUUACAGAGAGUGGAAGAAUUCAGGGAGCUGCAGUGAACUUUAUCAAAGUAGAGCAGGUCAAUGCUUUUAAUGUCAUCACAAAACAAGAUCUGCUUUUAUAUGAGGAGCUGAUAUGUGGGCAUCACAACAGGACAGGGUUUGACUUCAUGGAAAAGACACUGGAACAAAAUAACAGCUGUUCUGUACUUUUAUAUGAGGAGGUUAUAUGAUCAGUGAGGAUAGAUAGAUAGAUAGAUAGAUAGAUAGAUAGAUACAUAGAUACAUAGAUACAUAGAUACAUAGAUAGAUACAUAGAAACAUAGAUAUAGAUAGAUAAAAAGAUAGAUGAAUAGAUAUAGAUUACUUCUGUCAUCAAGAGCAAAUGGUUGCUAUUUUAAAGAAACUAGAAUAUAAAACAUGUUUUCAGUUAUUUCACACUUUUUUAUAAGUUCAAAAUUCCACGUGUUCAUUCCUAGUUUUGAUGAUAUUGAUAUUCUACAAUGUAAAUAAUCAUAUAGAAAAAUAAAGAAAAGACAUUGAUUGAGAAGGUGUGUCCAAACUUUUGGCCUGUACUGUAGAAGUGUAAUGUUAGUGUGGACGGUGGCAGGUGGAAUUAAUAAUGUUUAUUCAUGUGUGUGCCCCACUUAGGCCAAUCCAGACAAAACGUCUGGACAUAAGAGUUGCCUAAAUAUAUAAUAAUAUCACACUUCAUAUACGAGGUUAACAUAAGACUCUAUUUUUACUAUUCUGUUUUCAUACUUAUGCAACUAUCACAUAGGUGCAGUAUCAAAAUUUAGCCAUAUGAGGGUGCUGUCUGCAUAGUGUUCCCACUCUGUGACUCCACUCUCCCCCCCGCUUGCAACAUUUGACUCAACUAUGACCACAAAAACCUUUCAAAAUCCACAUUUCCCCCCUAAUCCCUCCUCCACAGACGGGGCCGCGGCUGUGUUCAGUUGCUGUUUUGCAUUACAGGAUAUUAAGAGUGUAAUUUAUUCCUCCGUGUAGCCAGGUAGCCGUUGCCCUUUCGCAUGACCGGCUGCUACAUUUGGAUACCUCCAUGGUGAUCUGUGGCUCUCUCAGUGGGUGGCGCGAACUAGGCACCAAGCCCAGAGCUCACACACUUAACUCCUCAUUUCCAUGUCAAAGCCACUGUGUUGGGAUUCACAAUGUGGCCAAUUUGCGCUGAUAAAGUUAUAGUCAGCUCACAUUUUGUGUCCCCAGAAGAUAACAUUAAUGCAUUUAUCUAAAGGAUUGACUCAUACCAGCUCAGUUGCCAUGGUGUGAGGACUUCACACAAUUGCCGGGGCCGGAUCGAGGGGGAAAGGCAGGGAGAGAUGAAUCAAGGGUAGUGUCUCACUUGAGCGUCAGGCCUUCUCUGGAAUUUGUCUCAUUCUUAGGAGAAGUGUCCACAUUCCUGAGCAGCACCUUGUGGGGAUGUCACUGAAAAGAGACAGUGUGAAUGUGUUCCAGAUUUGGCUCCAGCAUGGGCCAGAAUGGGGCAUCUGUUUCUCACAUUUGUGUUUGUCUGACUCCAGGGGUUAAUUAGGAGUUCGGCUCACAAGAACUUCAACUCCUUUUAUACCUUUUAACUAAGGAUACUGAGAUGUCACAAGUUUAGAUUUUACCUCCUGUGUCUAGUGCACAAAAUGAACUUUUCACUCCUAAAAUCUGUGAAAAAUUUAUCACCAGUUUCUGGGUUUUGGAUGUUAUUCCAGGAUUGGUCCCUUACAUAACUAUAUGUAUGUAAUAUUCACCUCACAGAGAAUCAUUUUAGACUUUGGCGUUAAAUCACAUAAGUAUCUCUAAUUGUGAUUUAGUUAAAUAAAAAAAAAAAGAUGGAAGCAGUCAUUAAUUUGAUUACAAGCUUUUUACAAUGAGUGAAAAAAAGACAGUUAAAUUGUAUACAUCCAAAGACACUAAUUAUCCUCCUGCAGCAGCACAGAGAGAGAAAACAACAAUUAAAUUUAGGUGAGAUGUAAAAUAUACAUCUGUCUCCAUCUAAUCCAAAUCAUAAAAGAGCCACAAAUGUUUACGAACACAACUCUGAGAAAGCUGGGCAGCUGUUCAAAGUCUAAAUAAAACACGAUUUUGAUGUUUUUCCUGUUUAUAUAAACCCUAAAUUCAAUCAAGGAGAACAAAUCAAACACUGAAACUGAAAAAUGUUCUAAAACGUGGGACAAGGAGAACAAAACUGAAAUACUGCAAAGAAAAAUAAAGAAAAUAGAGUAAAUUUAAUGAAAAACUGUCUCAUAAUCAGACAAUCAUUUUUGAAAACAUGGAUGCUGUAUCCUCAGGGACCACCCCGGCUUGUUUUAUUGUCACUGGGCAGGGGUCAAAAGCCAGCAUUCAUGGUGGUAUGGAGUAUACACUCUCAGUGUCUGUGGCAUUGUAGCUUACACAUCUGGGAAGGCACCAUUAAUGCUGAGCAAUAUAUACAGAUCUGGCUUGACAUAUGAGGAGGAGUCCAGGAGCUAAACUGGCCUACCUGCAGUCCUGACUUCUUACCCAUUGAAAACACAUACAACUCAAGAAAUACAGAAGAAGAAGAAUCCUACAUCAGAGAAAGUUGGAUCAACAUUUUCACUUUUGGGCGCUUCAGAAACCGGUCUGCUUAUUCCCCAAAUGCCUCCGCAGAGUUGUUAAAAGAUUAGACAUCAUAGAAAACUGACCCAAGUUUUUAAAGCCAUUCGCUGGCUUGAGUUUCAAAAUGUGCAUCUAUUUCCACUGGUGCCAUACGAGCACAUGUUAACACUCGAGAACUUGAUCUCUCAGAUUCUUUUAACAAGUUAGAUGAUGAUUUUCUGGUUUUAAUCGGCGGUCACACUUUCCCAGGGGGAAAACAGAAACUGUCAAAGUAUGUUGGAUGAACUUCCAGGAAAUAAUUGUUUGUUUCUUUGAAUAUCAACCCGAUUUAUGAAGCCGACAAGGCAAGUUUAGGCAAAGAUUCAUCUUCAUAAUCCUUGUCGUACUUAUGCUGGAGUUGUUCAUUAAUCAGUGUCUCGUUUUAGUUUUUAGGAGAGUACGUUCAGUCAUUCAUCUUGAAAUCCACAGAUGUUGAGUACGAAAGUAUGUGAGGGCCUUUUAUUGUCAGCAGAAACAAAGACGUGAGCUGUCCAAACAAAGUGAUCUCAUGUCAAACCUUUGUAUGCCUUCGCUUUAGGGGCAGACAUAACAGAGCAGGGCAGCUUUAUUUUUUCCUCCCAGUGACCCCAGGUGACCCCUCAGGCCUCAGGGGUCAGCAGGGAUUGGCCAGAUUUGGGUCAUUCCUUGGGGAUUGAGUGAAAAAAGGCACUUUCACUUAAUGCGGGGUCAGUCAGCUGACACUGGGUGGUCAGCGGGAUGAGCGGAUUGUCUGGCGUCUGGUCCUUUAAUUCCUUACAAUUCAAGACCCUUAUGUAAUUAUGUCAGGUCCUUAACAUAGUUAUGUAAUUUAGACUGUCUGAGAGUGAUUUGCAGGGAAAUUGAUGUGCCAAAUUAUGCUGUAUUGAUUGUGAAUUAAAGAUGAAAUGCACUGAUGGUUUAAUUUGAUGUCUGACUGAAAGAAAAAACUGUGGAUUGCAGAGUAAAUAUGAACACUUAUGAGCCUGACAUCUUUUGGAUAUCUCUGUAAAUUUUUAGUCAACAGCAGCGGAUCACUUAAAGCACCUUAACAAGUUUUAUAGCUGUUUACAAAAUUUUAAAGGUUUCUCCAACAAGCCCGUCUUACAGGAAUGACACAAACAAACAGGCGUGGUGGGGAUUUCCCAGGAGAACGUUUAAUUGAUGAGUCCCGUCAAUGAAAUCAUUGUACAUUUUAAGGUUUUCCCGUUAAAACUGGGAAAACGGCGUGUGUGGCAGUUAUCAGAGAUCAGUUUUCCUUUUUAGUUUUAAUUCCAGUAAGUGCCUUUUUUUUUUUUUUCAGGUUUUUCUCGCCGUUUGUUGGUUGGUGUCCUCAGCUGUAAUUUUGACUUUCUGUGUCGGUUUGUUUGAGAGUGAAAAAACGCCACAGCAGGAGAGAAUAAAUAUCACACUUUUUAAUUGUUUUGUUCUGUCGGACAUCUCUAAUAUAAAAAACCAGUACAGAUGAUCAAUCAUCCAUCUGCCCCUGUAUUGGAGAAGCUGAAUUUCUUCUUCUGGCAUUCUUGAAAAGGGUCCAAAGUCAGAGAUCCUGCAGCAUGUGACCCUCUCCAGGACUUCACUGACAUGUCUCCUGUCUGUCAGAUGGCACAACAACAUUGUUAAUUUAUGUUUUGGUGACUGAGGUGAAUCCUGCUGAUUUAUGGGGCUGGACUAGGUCCUGCAGAUCUUCAGACACCGCUCCUGUCUGUGAAACCGCGGUCUAUUUAUAUACACGGCAUGUCUGGGGGGCAGUGAAAGCCAGUGCAGGGAAUUCCAUCAUGCUGUGUAUGGCACACAUGUCUGCGGUCCUCUUUUGCUCUUUCACCCUGAGACACGGCUGAGGAGAUCACAUUUCCAUGUGUCAUUCACUGAAGGAGCAUCUGCAGUUUACAAGAGACUUAUUUGGGUUUGCCUGUAACUCUUUUUUUGAGUUGAGGGCAGUGUGGUAAAUCCACAUGUGUUCUCACCUUACUGAGAACUAUACUCACAUGUUGUAGAUGAGCAGAGAGGGGAUUUUUUUAUUGACUUUACUCCUGGGUUCAAAUCUAUAUCACAACUUUGAAAAUCUGUUAAUUUGUUUUGUUUAAAAGUCAAGCCUGUGCAUAAAUUUAACAUUUAAAGCCCUUUCUAGAAAUAUUAGCAACUUUUUUACUACGUAAAGUGUUCUCAGUCACAUGAUCAAUGUCUUUUACUAUUUCCAAGCAACAGGGGGUGGCUCAGCUUACCCCACUCUCCCCUAUUUAGUGUUUAGCCAAAAUCGCGCUACUUGUGUCGUUUUUAAGGGCGUUUCCUCUGAAGAGCUCCAGUAGCUCAUUAGCAAGUCACCUCUGAGUUGUGGGCGGAGACAGACACACUUCUUCUCGCGUUAGCUUGUAGCCUAGCAUUGCCGGUGUAGCAGAAGUAACAGGUAACAUAGAAGCUAUUCAGCUCUCGGACACUUAUAUUUUUUGGUAAAAGGUGAAAGUUAAUAUCAUAAUUAGCUUUCUUACGAGCUUUACAAUCAGCUAAUGCACACACUUGCUGCGGGAAUUGGAUUUGUUACGUACGAAAUCUCACUGUAUCUGAUUCUGCCGUUCGCGUCUGUGAGAGAUUCACCGUGACUUUAAUGCAGAAAUACCUAAAAAUGCAAUUUCGUACUUUUCUCAUGAUAUGUCCUGUAUCAUCAGAAAAAUGCCAUAUGAACAUGUAGACAACAAGAAAACCAUGAUUUUGAUUGGAUUGAGUCUUUGAAACAAAUAAGUUUUAUCCUGUCUGAUGAUAGAGUUAGUUUGUAAAGUGACAGUUACCCAUUCUGUCCUGCAAAAGCCCUAAAAAUAGUCCUUACAGACUUUAACUGACAAAGCCCAGACUAUCGGGUAAGAAAACAACAACUCUCUGGAGUAUAUCAACAUGCCAGUGUAAGCUAAGUCUUAGUCCCCAAACUCCUUUAGCUGUUGUGUGUUGACUUCAGUUACAAAAACACUCACUAUCUCUCUGGAUCCCCACAGGAGUCUCCCCAGGUGAAGUCUCCCUGGUCAGCGUCAAUGAGCCAGCUGAUGAUGAAGCUGGACCAGCUUCAUCUGGACAUAGAGGAAGCUCUGAGUGCGAGUUCCUCUCCCUCUGACACUCCCUGCACCACCCGCAAGAAACAGGUGAGUACGAGGCGCUCAAGUCAACACAGUAUCUCCUACAUUUUGGUAUAAACAAAGAAUGAUCUGCAUGUACUUUGUUUUCAUGCAGCAUGUGGUCUGCAGGUCUUUAUGAUUUCUGCUCCGUCACGGUUUGUACUGUACACAUUCCUGCGAGGCGUUCGCCGCAUACUUGGUCAUGCUUGUAAAACUCACUAAAUCAAUUUGGUUUGCUGUGUGGAGCGAAAUCCCAGCAGAUUGUUCAACCUGAGAGGAACAACAGGUGUUCAGCAGAACUGUAUGUCCUUAAAGGUUUAGAAAAUAAUCCACGUUAGCUUUAGUUUCACCAAAGAAAAAAAACACUCUAAAAUCAAGCACUUGCAGUCUGUGAUACCGGUAAAUGAAGGGGGAAUUUGGAUGUCUCAUGAGCCGUUAUUAUGUCUGCGACCCACCAUAUAUAGCGCCGCAGUCCCACCGCCACACUGCGGGCUUUGUGAGGCCUCCUUAAAGCGACUCUCUGACUUGAGAGUCUACUUUAUGAUGUAGCUCAGCAGUUCUCAGAUGUGAUACUGCGGCGUACAGUGUUCCAGCGGGGUCAAAAUGGUGUGGAAGGAACAGACCGCUAUUGUGCUCCACGGCUUAUUAUUGAGACCAUGCAACUCUGUUCUUAAAAAGGGGUCUUCUCAUGGUGGCAUGUUUCAUGAAAUAUCCCACUAGAGUUAGCACUGAGGAACAAAAGUGCUCUUUUGGGCUCCGUAUGUAUGAAGAACACAGAGCUGCUAUUGUGUUGAAAGGAGUUUGUAUGAUUUGGUCCAUUAGGAAUGGUAGAGAGGCGCUCACAUGCCUCCAAGGCAUCUGCAUAACCAUCCCAGGCAUUCACUAUUACUUGCUUUAACUAAUGACAGGCGACUGGGCAAGACGAGACAUCUUUACUGGGAUAUUUGACAAGGUCAUAAUCUCUGUCCUCUCCAAAGAAGAUCCACACAUACAGGCUUCUUUGUGUGCGUCUGUCAGGCUGAAUUGAGAGUGGAGAUUUCACUUCCCCAGCAGUUGACCUCAGCCUCUUGUUUUCUUUUCCCCUGGCCACCGUUGAGACCAUCCUGUCCCCAGCCAGCCAGACAGAAACAGAACCGGUCCUGAUUGUUGUUGUGAUGUUGUUGCAGUGGGCUGCUGUUUCCAAGUCCACGUCAAACCAAACUCCGACCCUAAAAGACCCGGUCCUCCAAAGACCAGAAGGAGGGGAUUGUCCGAGCCAGGACAGGUCUUCAGCUCCUCACAGAAGCUCAGCGGAAAGGAAAGAAACGACCAAGAAAACGGUAGGUUUCUCUGAGAUUAAAAGCUUCCUGUAAGUGACUCAUUCAGAUAGUUUGGAGUUCAUGCCAAACUUGCCUCUCUCGACUUUUGUCCAGUGUUUAUUCUCACAGCUCUGAGAUAGUGAAAGUCCUUCAGUUUAUCUCUGCAAACUGGUUACACUGAAAGUUUUUGGUUUUCCCAGCUCAGAUCUAGCUUUAGCAUUCUUUGGGUGACUUCCAUGACCUUAUUUCCUGUAAUGUCAAACGGGUUUUUAUCAUCUGCAGCUUGGAGGUUUUUUUUAUGUGUGUGCAUCCUCAGAUUACUGCCUUUGAUACAAAAAAAACGAACAUUUUGUUGUGAAAGUGACUGAUUUUAAUUCAAAUGGACUUUUAUGUCUUUGUUGUUAAAACUAGUUUGCUUUUAUGGCUUUUGUUCCCGGAAAGAUGCUGCAUGUUUCCUCAUCAUACCACAGGCUACAGAUGUUCAUGUGCAGCUGUAAUAGAGUGAAGAAAUCUGCAAAAAUAGAUGGAUUUGUCCUUUGGCCAGAUAUUUACCUAAGCUGAUAAAGAAUCAAAUCCCGUGAAACCUUCAUUUCACAUAUUUGACCCUUAUGUCAGGAGGAAAAAAACUGACCCUGACAAUGCCUCUGUAGGAGUGGAUGUUUUUUAAGAGAAAUCCCUCACCAGUCAGCUGAAAUUCUGACAUUCCCCCCUCUGUGCAGCUGCUCUUCCCCUCUGCAUCUGUAAAUAUUUGAGGUUUGUGUUGGGAAUAAGGUCAGCUUAGGCAUUCUUAAACAAGCAGGACUCACUUGUGCUGGACAAAGUAUAUAAAUGUCACUAUUGAAUGGCCCUAAGAGAAACAGACAACUGAGGGAUUUGCAGAAUGCAGGGCGGGUUUAGACUCAAAGCCUUUCAGCUCGAGCUUUGUGCUGUUCUGAUGGCUGUGCUGCAGCGUGAUGGAAAAACAACCUGCUUAGAGGAGAAAAUUCUGGUUUACUGCUCAGAUUCACACUUUGGAAACAUGCUGCCUUUCUAUACAAGUGUUGUUUUUUUCAUGCUCUACACUUACUGCAGUUUGCAGACUAAAUGAAAGGGGUGCCAGGGAGCUGAGCAGAGCAGAGGAGGAUUAUUUUGUCUAGGGGAAAAGAGUCCUUCAAAUAAAAUUAAGUUUAGUUACCACCUGUUUGUGUGGAAACCAUAACCACCUCUUGAAAAUGACAGCAGCUUGGGCUGAAAGUCGGCUUGAGGACAGGUGGGAAUGUUCACAUCUGUUAAAAACAAGUGUAUUUUGGCUGCAGGGAAACCUUGGUUAUAACGAGAUCACAUGUUAGUCAGUGCAGACAUGUUUCAGGGGGGGUUUGAUAAUUACAUGAGUGUCGUUUUCAAGAGUUAACACAAUGAAUUUCACACAAACUGAAUUAAAUUUGUGCGUUUGAAGAAGAUGAUGGAGAAACGAGAAGGAGAAAGGAAAAAAGAAAGAGAAAGAAAGGAAAAGAGAAAGGACAGAGAAAAGAAAGAAAAAAGGAAAAGAAAAAAAUAGAAGAAAAAGAAGAGAGAGAAAAGGAAAUGAAAGAAAAAGAAGAAAGGAGAAAGUAAAAAAAGAAAGAAGAAAAGAAUGAAAAAGAAAGAAGAGAGAAAAAAGAAAAACAGGGGAAAGGAAAAAGAAGAAAGAGAGGAGAAAGGAAAAAAGAAAAGAAAGAAAAAAGAAGAUAAAAAAGAAAGAAGAAAGGAGAAAGAAAAAAAUAGAAGAAAAGGAACAAAAAAAUAGGAAGAAAAAGAAGAAGAAAAAGGACGGAAAAAGAAGAAAGAAAAAGAAAAAUAAGAAAAAGUUGGGAAAAAGGAAAGAAGACCAAGGGUUAAAUUAAGAAAAGGAUGAAUAAACUGAAUAAUUGCCUUUCCUUUUAAGUUUGUGCACAAGUGGGCUGUUGGUGUGGUCCAGCAGUUAACCUGUCAUAUGGACUUUACAGAGGCUUUAGUCCUCAUCGCAGCACUCACAGGUUUGACUCGCAGCCAUGACCCUGUGCUGAAUGUCAUCCCCCCACUCUCCAUUCCCCACAUUUCCCAUCCAUCCUCAGCUGUCCUACCCUACAAACAAACAAACAAAAGAACAAGUUUGUGCAUUGGUUUGAUGGUGAAUGCACGGAUGUCUUAAUACACAGAUGUCAUUGCACACAUGCAGAGAAAUUCUUCCUCCACCACCGUCUCCUCUGAGUCUUACAUAAGAGCUCUGCAGGCCAGAUGAAUCUUCUUGCCAGCGGGGAGUGAGAAUGUGAUGCAGAUUGAAUCUCAGUUUCUGAGUCCAGGAAUAAACCAGACUAAUGUGUGAGCCAGUACACCCUGCUGUACGAGCGGUUAAUGCUUUACUGAGACUGAGCUUUUAUACAAGUUAUCUAGUCAGAGUUAUGGCACCUGCCCGGCGACAACCUUUGACUCUCUCUGCAGCUGCAUAAUCUUUGAAAAUAGGGAUAUUGUGUAUACAUGUGUUAUACAGAUAUUCCCUAAGUUUAUUUUAAAGCUACAGAUGAUAUUAUUAUCCCUGUUGUCUAAUUCUAAGGUAGGUAAAACCAAAUAUUGUCAAAGUUUUAUAAGAGAAGACUUAACUUUCUGUCACUGUGGAAUAGGGAUGGAGUUUUGCUGAUCUCUAAUGUGCCAAUAUUUUCAAACACAUUUUGGCCAAUAGUACAGUGCCCAGCAUAAGUCAUUACACCCCCUAUUAAAAGUAAAGUUUUGACAAAGCUGAGUUUCACAGAACAUUUUAUUUACCAGGGGAUGAAAAUAAGGGUGAUAUGGUAACUAAAAUGUAGCUUUGCUCCCAGAGCUUUGACUGGAGUGUACUCAUUUUUGCAUCCUGAAAAAAAAUACUUUUUUUGUAUGCAACUUAGAAAAUCUUGUUUGCAAUCAAUGGCCUAUGUUUGGGGGAGUAUUUUGUUGUAUAGUCUGACAUAGAAGAUGUUGAUUUUGAAAGGUGUACUCAUUUAUGCUGAGCAUCUGCAUUGAUUCUAGUUUAUUCUUCUGCAUUCAGUGUGCACUCUCCUUUAUCUUCAGCUUCUGUUCUUUCUGUUCAGCAUAAAGCAUGUUGUAGACCAACAGGCUUCAAGUGCUGCAAAGAGACCUAUUUGCGUUGAGGAUUCCUCCUUUUAAUUAGUGUUGACAGAGACAGACAGAGCGGAGGACGUGCCGCUCUGUCAUCCCGACUGACCGGUCCUGUCGCUGCCCUGUUGACUCUCAGGCAGGGUGUCAUUUGUGCUGGGACAGCAGCCAUCAUUCACCCACACAGACCUGUCACUCCCUAUAAACAGUCUCUUUGGUGUAAGCAGGCCUGAAAGAGAGAGAGAGGGUGCUGCUCCUUACAUGGAGGAUGUCACUUUUCCUGACCUGCAGCCUUUGACAUGUGUCCGCCAUCUGAGUGGACAGAAGCAGGCCGGUGUAGUGUGGCUAAAGUGGGUCAGAGCUUGAGAUACGCCAAGAUGAAAUACUUUUAAACUAGAGAGAGAGAGAGAUGCAUUCAAGUCUUUGAAAACCAGAACAUCCCCGCUGGGUCCCUGCAUCUGGUUUUUGGAGCUCAAAUAUUCACCAGCCUAUUUCUGAAACUGGGUCUUCAUCUGGUCCUCUGAGACUGGCUUAUGUUGUCCAUCAGUUUUACAGAGACAGUCAUAUCAAAAGAGAAGAAGGAGCACACAGGUGUCGGACCUGCAUGUUUCCGCACCUUAGACACAGCCUUUGAACUGUUACACAAGUGUUUGGAUAUGUGAUGAAAUUCUGCCAGACUGUGCCAAAUCUCACAGUCAAUAAUGAGGGAUACAUCAGUGGCUGCGCCUCCGAGUUCAGAGGCCCCACUCCCUUCCGCCGUAUUUAAACAGAGGUAAAAAUACACUCAUAAGGUUAUGAGUCAUGUUAUUGUAGCCUGUUUUCUUGUUUCUAUGUUGAGUAAGAGGCAGAGAGUCGGGAUUUUGUGCCUGUGGAUACCAAAGUGUUGGAGCCAGCUGACCCUGGAGCUGCGAGGACACUCCCUGGUGGUUUAAGGAGGACCCUGCCAGAGUCUGUCUUUACUUUAAAUCGUCUUCUUCAUCUGAAGAAAUCAAAGAUAGACUGCCAAGACGCCCGCUGUCCUCUGACCUGGUUUAGCCUGAAAGUGUCAAAAAGCAUGUAACGAAGACCGAUUGCACACAUGCUUCAUACAGGGGUCCAGGUCUGUUGCGUCACCACCAUCAUGGUAACUGUAUCGACUGCUUAUGCAGCCGAGAAGGUUUUUCUGCUGCCAUGACAACCCCAGGGGGCCAUGGCCUUGGUGAGACAUGCAGGACACGACUCACUUAUUCUGCAUGGUCUAACUUAACAAUACAACUUCUGCAAAUGUGCACAGAAGUUUAAAUCAGCACCAUGUGGACCGAUGACCGUUUGACCGUCCUGUCGCGGUGUCGUAAACAGUCAGGCUGAGAGAAUUUGCUGCAUUUUUUCCCUGUUGGGGGCUAAAUGUGGAAACAGGGCAAGCAAACAAGAGCGUAAAUCAGACCAGUGGGGCACAGAGGGAAGAGAGUUUUGCAAGAGAGGAGGAACAACCAUGACCGGUCCAGAUCAGGAAGAAUAUCUGUUGAAACUAAGAAUUCGACUCAACUGAGGUAUUACUGUGAGGUUAAAUGUUUCAUCACCUCCUUCCAUGUCCUUAAACCUUGCCAACCUGAACAUUAGGUUAUGUGGCCAAACAUCAAGUCCUUAAAUCUGUAGCUUAAAGUUCACAACCCGUGUGUCCUCUCUGCUUUUUCAUUUCAUCUAGUUUCAACAGACUGUUAUAAAAUGAAAUGAUGUUCUGUGAUUUCAAGAUUUAAACCCACAUAAUUGGACAAAACUUAAAAUUUGUUGUUUCUUCUUAAUUGCAGAUGUUCAACAAGAUGACCAACGCAGCAGGUGCAGGUAAGACAUCAUAAAUGUUACCUGUGUUACGCUUUUGGGUGCAUCACACUUGCAUUAGUCACACAGAAGUGAACACUAUACAUGCGGCGUGAUUUUUCUUUUUAUACGAACAGAGCGGAGAUUUUAAUGCACAUGCACAUCUGUCUUAUCUCCUUCUGAAAGUUCAGUGCAUGCUGGAUUAACAUGGUUAAACAGGGAGAUAAUACAGAUGAGCAGCUAUCACAUCAGCAACAGCAGUAAAUUAGUCCUAUGUAGGAAUACAUAGAAAUUAGAAAUAUCAAUAUACUCAUUUAUAUGUCAGAGACUAAUUUAAGACCUCUGAACAUUUGCUUUACUCUACAUUAACUUCCAUUAAGAGAAUUUAUGGUUCUGGUGUUUAUAUUCCCAGAGAUUAAGCAGACGUUUCUCAUCAGUUCAGACCUCACACUAAAUUGGAAACGCUGACUCAACAAGACUCUUAAUCAGCUUCGUUAAAGGCAAUGAGGUGAAGCUGAAGCCAGCUUUUAGCUGCUGACAAAUGGUUAGAACACACCCACUCGUCUGUCAGCUUGGCUGUGGUCCCUAUUAUGCAAAUUUAUGUGUUACCCUCAGCAUUUAUGAGGGAUGUCCCAAUAAGAUUUUGAUAUUGGAUAUCAGUCCAAUAUCAGCCAAAAAACAAAUAUCGGAUUAUAUCGGCCUGCAUCUAAAAUCUCCGCUAUCAGCACUCAGAUACAAAGCAGUCCAUUCCAGACUCCACUCCGGCCCUUCUAGCUAGCAGCUGAAAGGAAUUAAUUGCCUUUUGCAGCCUGCCUCUAGUGGACACUUAAGGCACUGCAGGUUUUAGAGCUUAAUCUAGCGUUAUUUCCCACACAGCCUUGAAUAAUUUCCCUUACAGGGCCACAAAAUAAUUCAUUAAUGUACAUCUAGUUUCUUUUGUUUUUAAAACGGUGGUUAAAAAUAUCUUAGAUCAAACUUUGUGUCUGAAUUGUUUUAGUUCGAUCUGUGAGAGACUCUGCUCAGUCUGUGUCACUGCAAUUAAAACAUCAUCGUGUUAAUCUCCCUGUGAGCUCCUGCACUGUGCCCUGGCCUGUGCGGUGGCUUUGCUCAGCCUCCAAACAAUGUUAAUCAGACUGACGGCCACAGGUGUGUGUGACUCUGAGGAAUGUCCAUGCGUCUCUUAUUUUAAAGGCCUUGUAUAUAUCGGUCACUUGGCAGGAUGCAGUUAAAAUUAGGCAGCGUGCCAGAUCAUUGUUUCUGUUUUGCUGAGAGGAAAUAUUUGGACCCGUGUGAUGUGGCCCUUGGGGGGCAGCUGUGGGAUUUGGGUAGAUGCCAUUUUAGGCUCAGGUUGCACUCUCACAUGACCUCUGCUGUGCACCAUGGUACCGCACAAGUGGACAUUAUGGUCUGGAAAAAAUUCCAUGUCACUUUUAUGCAGCAGUUACCUAAUGUGUGGUCUGUGGUAUGCACUGUGACUGAUCGCUGGUCAUUCUUCACUGUAAUGCUUGGAAACCUGAGUGUGAGACCACCGAGGAUAACGUCAACAAGUUUGUCAACAGGGCUAUGAAAUUCUCUUGAAAGACAUUUAUCAUCAUAUUCCUCUAUGAUACGAUUUUCACUGGGAGCCACGUGCUUUCUCUGUCAGCUGGUGAUCUUCACUGACAUAAAUCACUGUCAUCUUUAUUCAGUCGUCCAGCCAAUAAGUUCAGUAAAUGUUAUCAUUGCAGUCUCAUGAUAAAAUAACUUGUCGGAUUAAGAUGCUAUGCAAAGGAUAACUCUGGCAGAGAGUCAGACACAUUAGGUGUGAUGUUCCCUGUUUGAGUUUUACAGCCGGGCUGAGGAGACCUCUUUUAUGACACGGAUACGAGGUGGCCAGAUGGCUCUGGGUAUUGAACAUAACAACAUUGUCCACCUCAUUAAAAAGACAUUGUCCAGCAGAGGAAAGCACAUUCUUUUGGUCCACAUCCAAAAUAGCAGAGCGGCAGAGAGGCAUUCUGUGCUAUAAAUGUGCACCGUCUUUUUAUUGCUCACAUAUGCACAUGGUUCCCAUUUUUAGUGCGUUUGCAAGUGCACAUGAUGUUUUCAUCAACAGCUGCUGGUGAAUUCUCGCUAAUAGCCAUAGCUGGAAACAAAGAAAAUAAGUGAAUUAAGAGGCUAAGAUGGUCAUGAGACCAAAAAGUACCAUGUUAUUUUAAUCGCUCUUUUCAGGGAGAUGUUUUUAAUGUUGCGUUCUUUGCUGUUUGUUGCAGCGUUGACAUUUUGCAUGCACUUUGCAAGAACGCUCGGCUUGUUUUGAUCAUGAUAAUAAUAUAUAGUCAUGAUAAUAAUAUAACAUAUUAUCAAACACUCCAGUACUUUGAUGAGCUGAUGAACUUUCUUUUGCAUGGUAAUAAUAUUUGAUUAGUAAAUUAUGAUACUUGGACUUAUGCUGCGUUCCAGUUACCUCAGAAGUCAGAUUUCAGAGCUGGGAAUGAUGUUACACCCGAGUUGAUGGCGUUCCAGUGAACAAGUCAGAAAACCAAGAUGGACGCCUACUGUUAGCCGUUGUUAGCUGUUGUUUAACAUUGUCAGCUGUCGUUAGCCGUUGUUAACUAUUCCAGCUGUAAACAACGCAUAACACAGUAUUUUACUCUUACAAACACCAAAGCACAGAGUUCACAGAUAGAUGUCGGGCAGUACAACAUAUACCACUUAUUUAAUUUUACAAAAACAAAACAGAAGUGCUAAUAAAUAAUACAUUCUGAGAACUUUCACUGUUACUCUUAACUGUUGAUGCAUUGCGUUGCCAUCUUGGAUUAUGAUGUUGUCGUCAAGUCGGGGUUGGUGAGGAUCGUCCGACUUUCCGUGUCGGAAAUCCGUCUUCUGGGGGGUGUUCCAGAUGUUCGUUCUGCGGUGUUCUUCAUCCACUACCAUCGAAGCCCCGUGCUUUAACACUUCACUCAUCUUGUAUUGAUAUCAGCAGCUUUGAAUCCUCUUGAACAGUCACUCACUUGUUUAAAUAUUUUUGCCUUUAGAAACACUUGAAGCGAUUUCUAAACCCUCCCCACUUGCUUUUAUUUAUUUAUUAUUAUACGAGGAAUUUAUGGAGAAAAAAAAACAACAUCAAGUCCUUUAAACCCUCUUGACUUGUUGUUUUGUUUUGUUUUUCCUGAGGCAGAAAAUAAAACCCAGAGCUCUAUCCCAAAACCGCAUAUGGAUGUGCUCAGAGAAGAUUUGGUCCUCGGAGGUGGAAAAUCCUAAUCCCCCUCCUCUCCAAUGUUUAUUUUCUGACUGCGUUACUCAACAUUUAUGGGGCAUUUUUCAAGUCCUGAGUGGAUGAUGAGCCAGAAGUGCUUUCUUCCCCUUCACACAGCACAGUUUGUAUGGAAAUCUCAAUUCCCUGCAGCCUCCUUAAUUGCUCAGUGGAAAUUAAUGUCUUCCUCUGGUGAGAGGAGGCGGCUAUGUUCAUCCCCAGAACCCUGCUGCUGGAUCUGAUAUUAAUCAUGGAGUUAAUUUACACUCCAGUGAUGAAAGCUUCUUAUUCAGGCAGGUUUCUGUCUCUCAUACAGGGAUGAAUGGAUUUGUCCUGAAACAUGUAUUUUACAGGGAGCAGACGUGAGCUUCAGAAUGGAUGUGGUUCUGCUUUAAUGCAUGGCUAAUGUAUGUUUUGUAAAUGCAUUUAUGUUUGAUAUAAAAAUAAAGACUCCAGCAGACUAGACAGAUAAACAGACAGUCUGCCAGGGCUCGAGUAGAAGCAGUUAUGCAGGACUGAGUGACUUUUGAACUCACAUAAAUAAAUGUUCCUGUGCUUUGUUAUGAUAAACAUCACCUUCCCAAACGCCAGUCUAAGGGAAAAUGACAUAAGUGAGGCUUAAACGGAACUCUGUGGCCCAGAACUGUCAGGCCAAAGCUUCCCACUCGGCUUCUGAGCUUUUCGAACACACAGACUCUUCGCAUUUACACAGAUCCUCCUCGCUCUGAAAGAAUAUGCUAAUCUACUCUCAAUGUGGAAAUCUCCUUUUGCUGGUUAUAAGGAAAAACAAAGACGAAACUCUGUGAAUCCCUCUGAGGCUGUAAUGUAAAGCCCUGCGUCUCCCUCGCCUUCACAUGUUAGUGUGAAUGACCCCCAGGAGAAAAGCAGCGGAGGAGAAAUCAAAGGAGAGUUUUAAAUGCAGACAGUUUCUUUUUUAUGUUACUUUCUCUGCCGAAAUUAAAGAAUCUUGUUUCAGACUUCUCUUAUUAAAGAGCAGACUAUUUUGGCACUGGUACAAGGAGUGUCUUUGACGUGUGCUCUGUGCUGUAAAAGUUUAAUCAAGUCAAAUUCUGUGUGCAGACUCUUUGGAGGUAAAUGCAUCCAAUGAGAGAAAACUCGGUUGUGGAGAUUUGAUUUGACGACAGCUCAUCAUAAAGACAGGGAUGUUUUGUGGCCAAAGAGGUCAUUGCAUGGUCUUACCUUCGCCUUAAUGCUUUUGAACUUCAUACGCCUGUUGUUCGCCUUUCGAGCAUUUGGUGGCACUUAUGUCUGUGAGGUGGACAGUUUUUAGCUGUAUUUUACCUCAUUUUUCAAGCGGUUGCUUUCCUCAGUAACCCAAAAUAUAUUAAUCUAUAUCAUAUUGAAAUUCUUCAUCCUUGGACUGUGCAUGUCUGACUAUUACUUUUCCAUUGUCCAUUUAUUAUUAUUGAGGUGAACUGCUCAAUAUAUCGUGAUAUUGAUUUGAGGCCACAUCGCCCAGCCCUAGUUUGCCUCUUGGUGUGACACUUCCUCUCAAGAAACAACUGUACAGAAAUAGUAGAUGGUCUUAUUUGCUUUAUUGCUCAUAAAGAUACAUUAAAAUGUUUUUGUCUCAUUGCCAGCUGAAUUCUCCUCGCGGGAGCCUUAAAGUGGGGCAUCAUAGAUCAUGUUUUCACUGUAGUUGUUUUCGCUUUACAGUAAAGACUGAGCUGAAUAACAUCCAGUCCUCUGGAGAGCUUCACUUGGCUGAAUGAAAACUAAAAACAGGCCCUGAUGAUUUUGAUUAAGUAGAUAUAAAACCAUUUACCAGCUUUAGUCUCUUGACUCCCACAGUGUGAGACAGUACAGCACCAGCGGUUUGACUUCUCUGUGCUUCCCCAGUGAGCGAGCAUUGCCAUAUAAAUCACCGACCCGCCUAUAGGUGAAGCACCAGUAGGGAUUAUAUAACAUCUAUAGCUUCUGAUGUAUAACAGAAGGGUUGUCUUAUCUGGUCUGGACUCCCCAGCUGCUUCCAUAGUCCUGGUCUCAUCCAGGGGGGCUGCUGGGGUGGAGUGGAGGCCGACUGUGGCCCUCUGACAGCUGCAGUCCCUCAUGAGGCCUGGUAGGGACCAUAAUGUAUACAUCUUAAGAGCUCCAAAUAAAGGAAUAUGUAACAGCCAUGUCAUCUAUGGUUGUAAUCAGUACAUCAUGUACAACAGUAGAGGGGGGUCUGGCAGUCACGAUAAUGAAAUUACUUGUAACUUUGGAUGUUUUGUGCUAAAAGCAGGAUUAUUAAAUCUGCUGUACUUCAUCUGGUUAUGACCUCUGUGCUGUUAAAUAAUGAAAUCUCUUUUAGCUUUGACAAUAGAAGUCUCAACUUAGCUAAGAGACCCCGAGUUCCCAAGAGAAAAGGGAAAAGCUCACUUCAACAGAUAUGAUUAGAUAUCAACCUUCACUCUCUUUGAAGACUUUGAAACCCGACUGUGAGGAUUCAGCCAAGAACCGUUUAGAGCAAGACUGACUUCUGCUGGUGGGCGAGACGGCCUGGCCAGUCAAGUUAUUCUAGGGCUGGGCGAUAUGGUAUAUAUAUAUACAGUUCACCUCGAUAACGAUAAAUGGACGAUAACUACUCCAAAAGCUGCUCACCCCCUCCCACAUUAACUUUGUCUACUUCAGCCGCUACAACUUUUGAACCGUCCUCCAUCUCCUCACCUGUCUUUCCCUCUUUGUUACGGACUGGAUGGGGUGGAGUCACGUCUUUGACGUAGGACAGCGUCUUAAAGGGACUUGAGAACAUAGCCUACCUACACACAUCCAAAACCAACUUUUAUUUAUUUAUGUAUUUAUUUGACACCGAAUAUAUUGACAUGGGCAAAAUGACAUUUUCGACAAUUUUCGGUUUAUCGUCCAGCCCUAAAGUGGAAAAAAAACUCAUUUUUUCGUUCAUUUUUGUUCUCAGGGAGAUGUGUGAUGCCAUCUGUCUUUUUUGAUUUUCUACAUUUAAGUUGUGGCGAGUUGGUGCACAUCAGCUUAAAGGCAUAACCUGUAGUUUUGAGCCAGCGAUAAAACAAACAUCAAGAUCUCAUUUAACUGAUUUGUAAUUCUAGCGCUGACUCUGAAGGGUGAUUUCUAAUUAACUCAGCAAAACACACCCAUCCCUAUUUAAAGGUAACCAACAUACUAGUACUGAUAUAUUCCUUACAGGGUUAAUGCACUUUGUGGAUCAGUGAGGAGAGGAGAGGCUCAUCUUUUUAGUGGUUGGAAACUUCUAGCUCCAUAAUCCAGCUCUUGCUAAACUCAGCUUUGAAGAAAAUAUCUGAAUUAGGCAGCUGUACCCUCAUGUUGCCCCCCCCCCCCAAAAAAAAAAAAUGUAUGUACAUUUGAAGUGGUUUUGGUACUGAAAAGGAUUUGAAAAGGUUUUGGUACUGAAAAGGAAAGACAACGUAGCAUAUUUUUUCCACCGCAGUGUUUGAAUAGGGCCAAGUAUUUUCUUUGCUCUGCGUCUAUUUAAAGACGAACCUGGACAUGGAGAAAAAAAGUCUUGAUUUGAAGCACAUGCAGGCUCGAAACGCUGCAGGAAAAUCCAUUUUCAUGAGAUUCUGCCGUUAUUUCUGCUCGCCGUCUGCGUUGCCCGACAGGUGCCAGAUCAGUGACAUCAUGCGCUAAAUUUACAACCCGCUCGUCAUUUGUAGAUGCAGCUCAGACUAUAAAGGGUGCUGCUGGCAUGACGAGAGCAUGAAAAAUUCCACACAUGGAAAGAUGGAAAAUGACUUGUGGUUUCCUGAGUGCAGAGGCCAGCGCGGCUGUUUGACAGAGAAAAAGAGAGGAGGAAAAAAGACGCUUGCUAGUAUUUCGAGACUUUUCUUUGUAUACACAGUCAUUUGUCAAGGUUGUGAAAACACGAGAGAAAGUAUUUGGUUACCCUGCUCAGAAGUUUUUUCCCGUUUUUAUUGCAAUUUCAACAUUUUCAUUGCAAUUACUCAUAAAAUAGCGCAUAAUGUCUUUUAAUGACGCUUCUAAUGUCCUUAUUCUGGCUGGGAUCAUCGUAUUCAACACUCCCAGCAUGUUUAUUAUGAAAUAUUAAUCAUCUGGUUUAAUCCUGUCAUCGUGUGCUUUGUGGGAAAACAGCUUUAUUAUUCUAAUUCUUACUUAAAAUCACACAACUCUUAGAAAAAAGCAGCUAAUAAAUCCAUAAAAUGACAAAAGGUGAGAGUGUUUUCUGUUUCAGGUCAGUGUGUGUGCAGAGGAAUUUAGGCCUGGCCUUUGUAAACUAAGUGGAAGGAGACAUGGGCAGCCGUGUCAGGAUGCAGGCCACACUUAGGACAGGACUGUGCAUGUGUGUUUUUGUGUGUGUCUGUGUGUGUGUGAAAGUAUGUGAGUGAAACAACACAAAAGCUUACAGGUUGGUCCAGUCCUCAGCUGCCAACCGAGAAGAAAGGCAGAAACAAGAUUUAGGAAGUAAUGAAGCAGGAAGGGCCACACUUAACUUCAGGAGCCUGCUGCACCAGGAUGUAGCGGCAAAGCAGUCAACAAGCACGAGUCCUGUUAUCUCUGUAGAGUUCGUGUGUGUGUGUGUGUGUGUACGUGUGUGUUCCUAUGAAUGCCCACAACUCUGCUGGAAAAUGAUCCAAACAAUAACUUCUUUCUCAUCCAGAGCUUUGACUUUGUAGUUCUUCGGCGCUCCUGCUACUCUCUCACACACACAUUUUCCGAGCCAAGAACAUUUCCGCAGGGUCGGUUUAGAUACAGUAACCACAUUGGCUCUGUCACCGGCCUCCCAAAUUUCCCACAUAAACCACAGAGAUUCCAGAUGUUGCAGGGAGGCAGAGAGUCUGCAGCGCUCGUCUCCUCAUGCUUGCAUUGGCCAAACACGUGGCCCCACUCACACCAAACACUCCUUCUGUCCUUCUGCAUGGAAGCAAGGCUAACCAAGCUACUGGAGAUUUACAUAGCUGUGCGCUUCCACCUGCGCCUUAAUAAGAAAACACGCCGUGAAAGAGAGGCUCUGUCCCGGGGCAGUGUAGCACUGCAGCUUUCUUGUGGUUUCAGACCUGAUUAAACAAUUUGGCUCAGCAAUCAAAGAGCAAUAGCAGGCAGAGGCAGAGCAGACUUCCUGCAUCCUCUCAGGCUCACCGGCUUUAAAAAGUUAAGGGCCCGGCAGGAGCUGUUUGUGUCUCAGUGUGAAAACAAUACCUGCACUGUGCUUCCAGCUUAUCACGGCUGAUGAGCUGAGCAGAAUGGCUGGACGAGGUUUUUACAGUGAGUCUACACAUGCAUCCUCCAACUUGUUGAUUUUACGUAGAAAGAGGUGGGAUUAAAGAACAAAUUUAACUUUUGUAUUACAGGCAAGAGAUGUGAUAUCAUCAUUUUUCUUGUGGGGAAACUGUUGUGAGCAUUUGGUGUGAAAAAACUUUUAUGUAGUAGUCUGGUUUAAGUGAAGUAAAUACUUUUUUUACCCAGUAUGAACCCCAAAUCCAUGAAAGUUGUGAUAUUAAUUGACAUAGUAAUUAAAAACUACAGAAGAGGAUUGGGGCCAAUAGGACAAAAAAAAAAUCAGAUGUAAUUUUUUUAUUAUUAUUAUGAGUUUAAAAUCAGAAUUCUGAGUUUAAAGUCUGAAAUUUGACAUUAAAGUCUGAAUUCUGGGAUUAAAGUCAGGAUUCAAAGAUUAAAGUCUGAAUUCUGAGAUUAAAGUCAGAAUUUUGAUUUUUUUUUCCUCAUAAUAAAAAAAAAAUAUCGGACCAUUUCUUUCUUUCUUUCUUUUUUUUCCAGUGGCCCUAAUCUUCUUUUGUAAAAAACAGAGUUUCAUGAUUUGCAUUUUUUUUUUUUUACUUUAUGCUUAAUUAAUACAGUUUAAGAGAAUAAAUCAAAUGUUGAAACUCAAAUACUGAAACAGAAAAGUUUUAUUGUUCCAUUAAUUAACUUUGAUGCAGCAUGUUUUAAACAAGUUUAGAAUUUGUGUAAAACUUAAAACAUGAGGGAACAUCUCGUGACUAAUAGGGUUAAUUUAUAACAGGUUCAUAACAUAAAAAGGGAGAGUGUUUCAGGAGAAAAGAUAGGAAGAGUUUCACCAAAAAACAGUUUCUACAAACACAGUCCAGAAACCAUCCAUGAUUUAGAAAUGUGAGCAGAUUAAAACUGAACUGAAGCAAAGUGACAAACUGUCCCGAGGACUGACAAAUAACAGUUUGAUAUUCUCUUCUCUUUUUUUAACAUUUCAUGCAAUACUUCAACAUUUUCAGAAUUGGAUUUGUAUUUUGUGCAUCAGAUGUUUCAUCUCCGGACAUUUGGGAGCGGGAACUGUGAUUCCUCUGUUUGUGAGAAAUUUGUCAUGUGAGAGGAAACUGCAGGCUACACUGUAAGUUUAAUCUAAAGCAGCUGUCUUUGUCUCCUUUAGUCUCCAAACUCCAUUUUCUCUCUGGCAACAGCGCUCAUCCUGAAAUAUAAACAUCCACGUCCUGUUUGAAAUUGGUUCGGAGGAGGCUAAUGUCAUGCUACAGUAUAUCAUGAGACGUAAUUUAUGAAGAGUUAGCCUGUCACUUUUACUUAAAGGUGAUUCAUGCAAAGAGGCCUUGGAGCAGAAUUUUCCUAUGUGAUGUGAAAUUAGUCCUUGAUGAAAAAGGAGAUUUAAAAACAGGUGGUAAAAGACGUAAAAUAAAAAAAAGAAGAUUAGCUUGUUUUACAUCUGAGAGAAAGAGAAAGAGUGAGAUGGAGGAAGUGAGAGUGAUUGAGGCAGAAAUGCACCUCUGUGAUUAGAUCCUUAUUGCUCUAAUAGAAACCAGGUGCCGGAUAGUGGUGUAAAUGUUUUCCCAUGCAUUUUUGUGGCCAUGCAGUCUUUAACAGAUCCAGACCUGACAGCAUUACAUGCUUUGUCAUUCAAUGAAACAAUAGCCACGUACGCCUGUCAUGCCAGUUUUACAUUCUCUGGGCCUCUUUAUACGAACGUUGACCCCUGGGAGCUUUUAUUUCUAUGGACACUUCAUCAAACUGAAACAGACUUUUGUGCCCAAGUUUCAUACAGAAAGUCAGGGUUAUGUAACAAGUUUUAGCAGCGGGAGGAUUUUGGUUAAAUAUGAGAGGUGAUUCAUGUGAAAACCUGUACUUUUCUAGUUCUGUUUUAGAAACAAGUUUGACGUCAUGGAUCAUCUGUUUAGGAAUAAAUGAUUCCUUUAAAGAACAACCUCCACCGAAGGAAGAAACCAUGACGUUACCUCUAAGAAAACAGAAUUAGUGGCCACUUUAAUGGAUUGAGACCAGAGUCCGCUCCUCCUUCCCCAACCCCACAAUCUAAAUCCAGAUACACACCACAUGUGUGGCUCCUCUGGAAAAAUGAACUCGACUUGGGAAUAUAUGGUCAGGAAAUUUAUAGCACAUGCCUGGGACAAGCCUUCAGGGGCAAGGGGGGUGUAGGUGGAGAGGAGACCCCCCUCUCCCCCGCCCCCUGCUCAACAAGCCUUGUUUCCAUUAGGCUGGGAAGAGCAGUCUCCCAGACUAUUGGAGGGGAGGGGGUGUAAGACCUCCUGGCCAACAACAUCAACAACAUGACCCAAUCGAGGAGGAGAAAUCAGUUUCCUCACAUCUGGGAUUUUCCCACUGUACAAACACUCUCAUGAGCCCUAAAAGUUAGAUAACUUCUCCACAGAUGAAAGCGUGUGUGUGUGUAAAAGUGUGUAAAAGUGUGUAAAAGUAUAAUGAGGGAGAUGGUUGGAUAAAAUAUCCAAAAACCAGCCCUGAAAACGCGAGGAAAAUUGAAAUUGAGGGCUUUCUAAAAUCUCCUCGGCCAAAACAAACACAUGUGUGAGUCAGCAGAGAGAAAACAUUCUCAGGCUGAUGGAUGUUUCCUCUCCUCUCAUCUGCUGUUUCUUCCAACCGCUGCAGAGGCUCAGUCAUUGUCUCACCACAGUGAUACUCGCUGCAAUAACGCUCAUCGCCGCUGUUGUCCGAGAGAGGAGAGGCACAGCGGUGGGUCGUGUUUACUUCCGCGGUGAUUCAUGUCGAAAGAGGUCAGAGGAUUGUUGCCGCGCUUCUUCCAUCACUUUUCCUGACAGGGACGGGAUUGUCUGUCGACCUGGCCUGUCCUGCCGUGUCACUCACGGGGACUGGAGGUGGAUGUCUUGUUUACGGCUUUGACAGCUUGUACACUCGUUCGUUAGUCUGCUUUCUAGUGGCUUUCAUUUCGAGUGAAUAUUUUAGGAAAGUCCUUUUUUAUCUCGACUUGAGGAGGAAUUUAUUAUACGUUUUGUGUUUUAACUUUCAGCCUUUUUCUCUGAAAGCUUCCUGGUUCAUGUGACCGUCGGAAAACAAGGUGCUUGACUCGGCCUGACCCUGACCCUUCCUCAGAAGUGACACAAUCAAAUGAAACAGGUUCUCCAGACCUCAAUCUGUGUGUGUGUGUGUGUGUGUGUGUGUGUGUGUGUGAGUGAGUGUGUAAAUGUGCCCUCCAAGCUACAUUUUAGCCUGGGGUCUCGGCUCGUAAUGGCUGAAAAUAGCAACAUGCUGGACACAUUCCUCCCUCUGACCUCCACUGAACCAAAGAGAAAUCUGCAUUUUCUCACAUAUCUUUUCUACGUGUAUCUUGUUAAAACUCAAUUUGGAUCCAGAAGCAGACAGAAGAGUGUCAAACACAGGAAAGAUAAACAUUUAAUGUUUCUUUAAUUGUGCUCACUUGCCUUCGACAUGCAGUUUUUGGCCCGGUUUCAGACAGAACAAAUGGAAAACCGAACCUUUCAUUAAUAAUCUCCUGGCGCUCAUGUGUCCCACUGUGUGACCUUGUAAUAAUCUGUAAAUCAGACGCCUGGCUCGGUGGCAAAUGAGGUCUGUCUCCUCGUUGAAAUGAAGUCAUGUUAGCUCAGCUUCAUGCCGAGGGGGCCAACCCGAGGUCAGAGGAGAUUUGUUCAUUUAAGAAACUGUCAAUCUUCAGCCGCUCGCUCUGUGUGUUUGUGAUGGUAUUAGAGCUGUUAUAUUAGUAAGCCCAGCCGCUGAACAAGACAGCUGAUAUGAUAUCAUCGCUCUGAGGUCAUGCUCCGUCUGAAUGGACGCAUAAGAAGAAUAAUAAUAAUAAUAAGAAAUUCCUAAAAUAAUUCUGGGUUGAAGGUAACUGAAGAACUUAUCGUGUUUAUUCUGCGGACAUGUACUGAGGUUUCCUCCUUUUUCAUCGAGUAUCUGCAGCAGGAGAUAUUGUGACAACAAAAGUAAAUGGUGCUGAAACUAUGAGCCCGUGUUCCUGUGACAAUCUUGACCUGCUUUAAUCUUCCUGGAGACGACUCGCUGAACUUUCACUGAGAUUUAGAAUAACAGAAGCCAUCAUAAAGACAGAAUCCUUAUAAUAGUCGAUAUAAGUCUUCGUUAGUUGAAUGUUUUUGAGGCAUCCAUGAGGAAAACAACUGCAGGUGGAAAUAACAACAACGAAAGCUUUCAUUGGCUGAAUAUUAUAUUAUAAUACAACUUUAAGUAUUGAUCAUGCAAAUGUUGAUAAAUAUAAGCUUUUCUUUAAGGUUGCAGAAAUAUAAGAAGUAGAAGUAUUUUUCUUUACUUUUACUUCCACAAUGAAAGGAGAAACGAGUCAGGAUAAGGAAAGUGAGCGCUGAGUCUUGAGUUGUGUCAUUUGAGAGCCUCGGUGUGUUUGUAGUGGUGGUGGUGGGGUGUUGAGAGGUUUGCAGCUUGUGAUGCCUUCAGGUACCCCAUGUAGAGCUCUGUUUUUUUCUCACUCAGAGUCCUGUGUCCUCUGACUAUGUUGCACUGAAAUUAGAAACUGCAGAAUAACUAAACUACACAUUUCUUUUGACUGCAGGUUUAACACCUCAUCUUUUACUCUAAAUGCUCUACAUAUGAAGACAUGUUUGCUUUACUUACUAGUGUGGAAGUUUUAAUCAAGAGUAGUUUUGAAGAUAUUCAUAACCCUUAUUCUAAAAACAUAUGGUUAAUACUAAUUUAGGGGCGUCUUCACUGACAUGCUGGUGUAAAGCUGCAUUCAUCAGCAAAAUUUGGAGUCUUAUGUGCAUUUUUGUAUCCGUACUCAGAGCCGGCCCAAGCCUCAAUGGGGCUCUAAGCAAAGUUGGAUUUUGAGGCCCUCUAUUUCUGCCAAUAAUAUUGAUUGUUGAUCAUUCACACACCUUCACAAAUCUCUUGACAUGCAAACAUACCUUUAUUUUUUUCUCUUCUUCCUCUUUCUUGUCUCUGCUCCUGAAGGAUAUGUUCUUUUUAGCGAUAUUGUUUUGCCCCACAACUACCCGCGCCUUGGAUGCUCAGUAGAAGGCACGUAACGGUAGCAGAGCUUUGACAUAUCGGCAGUAAGAAUCAUAGGCCUACAUCAGCAGCAGCACUAAAAUGUUUUAACUUUAUUUUAUUUUUUACAAUAAUAUAUAUUUGAUCAUACAGAAAGCAUCACUCAUUCAUGCAAAAAAUAAAAAGUAUUCAAUUUUUUCCUUUUUUAUUGCUCUUGGUGGGCCCCCUAUUGGCUUGCUUUGACUAUGGUUUGCUUAUGUCUUGGGUUGGCUCUGUCUGUGCUGCUUUUGGCUAGUUUAGUUUAUGCGAAGUUCCUCCUUUUAACAUGAUUUUGUGCGCAGUUGACUGAGCCUUUAAAAAAAUAAGUUUGUAUUCUGUUCUCAGCAGACCAUUCUGAGCCAGAUGUGUCUCGAAUUAUCCCGUGAAAUAAGUUUAAUAUAUUCUAGCCUUACGGGAACUUUCAGGACUGUUCUGUUCUGUUUGGGUGGAAUUAUCAUGCAGGGAACAUUAGUAUUCACAUUACCAUGACAGGACAUUAUGUACACUGAGGGCUCCUGCUGAUGUUCUUUAAGCAUUACAUGACAAAUUGCCAAGUAAAAGCCUCUGUGGAGCUUUGAAUUGUUUCAUGAACCGCAAAAAGUGUCACUCUAGAUGUUGAAAAAGACAGAAAAUCCAAUCAAUCAUCAUCCGUACAUAACCUUGAAGACAAACGGCAUGUACCAAGGUUCAGUUUUACCAUCUGCUGUAACCACCAGUCCUCCAAAGUCUCUUUCUCUAACCACUUCCCACUCAUGUCUUGUAUUUUUAUGUGAACCUUAUGUGCUUAGUUGGCAAUCCCCAUGUUUCCCAGUGUACCUGAAGGUACCACGGCUGAGAGGCGCUCGUUUGGCGUGGAUACUUCUCACACACACAGACAGACGCAUGUGCGCACACACACAUCUGGUGUGAAGUGUGGAAGUUUUCUAUCACUUUGUACCUUUUUGCUCGUUACUUGUUUUAUAAUUCAGGGUUUUAGACUUUUCGGUUCUUGAAAAUGUGGACCGCUUUGUGUGGAGAGCCGACUCCAAAGUCAGGUUCGCUCCCAUAGAGAGAGAGAAAGUUCAUAACCGGGAAAAGCAAAAGGUGAAUUUCUCACUCAGACUUCAUCACAGCGGUUUUGCGUGGCAGUGGCACGAGGAGGAUUUGGGUAUUAUGUCCGCGUGGAGGAUUUGCGAUGACAUCUAGAAGAAACUCAGCGAAACUGAAGCUCCGGAGGUCCUUCAGCGAGCAGCUGCGGAGCUCCACGUCCAAAGCCUGGGACCUUCUGUGGAGGAAUGUCAGGGAGCGGAGACUGGCAGGUCAGUAACCCGCUCCACGAACCGACAAACCUGCACGAACAUCUCCAUAAUUACGAGCCCACUGAUCCUAAUGAGUUUGGUUCGCGUAAAGGGUCUCCAAAAAGUCGUCCUCCCCAAAAGACGCUUUAGAGAUGGUUUCAAGUUUCGUUUUUAUUUGACGUUUUUUUCUCUUAUGGUGACUUAAAAUUUGGGUGCACUGCAAAAGCAUGUUUAUUCCAAAAGGACACGAAUGAUCGUAAAUGCGCGCACACUUUCAUUUUUAAAAUGAGACACUUAAAGAUCACCUGGUGGAGUGGAGGAGAGUUGUGCGCGUUUGGAUGGAGUCACCAAAAUGAGAUUUCACAGACUUCUGAGCAUUUUCAUGAACCUCUGCGCUUUUGUUUUCGUGCACAGAGAUCUUACCAUGUGUGUUUUUGCGCAUAAUGAUAUUCAGUCUAUCAGUUAUGAAUGAGCACGCGUCUCAUUCUGCCGCAGAGUGGCGCUAAUGGGCCAAAUUUGAGCUGCAGUAUAGGGUGCAUGACAGACCAGAGAUAAUAGGGACCAUCAGACAGUAGAUUAAAGACAUUGAACUUAUGUCUGUGAUCAAUUUAUACAUGUUUUUGGUUGAUUUCUUGUCACUCUCUAAGAAAACUUACUCUGACUAACUUUGGACCUUGUAGUUUUCCAGCAGUGAGUCUCCACUGCAUGUUUUCUUCAGCCUCUUAAAAUGCACCUGUCUCUAGAACAUGUUGAAAUAGCAAAUCGUGUUAUUGAAGCCUGGAGUGAAGUGCUUCCAGACAGACAUUGUGUUUCUAUGAGGCUGACAAAAGGAUAAAAUCACAAAUUAGAAGAUUGAUUUUUAUAAAAAGAAAGAUAUCCUUAAAGAAAAAAUAAGCUUGUCUGGGUGUGUAUCAUAUUGAAGAUACUUUGUGGUAAAUCUAAGACACAUAUUGAAGAUUAUAUGGCUGAGAAUCAAUGGUAUGUGCAGUAACUUAAGUAUACCACCAGGUGCAGUGAAUGACCACAGCAGCUCCUCAUGCAUGACUUCUGUCUCAGAGUUUGAAUGAACUUUGUAUUGAAGUGUUUAAAGAUGUUUUGGAUUCACAGCUGCUGUUCCUCUCAGAGUUGAUUUAUCUAAUGCAUGAAGCUUAAGUCACGCAGAGGUCUGAAUACUUGUUUUAUUUUCAUAAGUGAAUCUCAGGGAUUUGUGUCGUACAUGUGGCAGGUUCUGCAUUCGAGACCUUGAGCUACAUACAUAGAGGAACAAGGGUGCGAAUAUUGUUCUCCUCCACAUGAGCGUGCUACAGAUAAGACCUCUGGAUUUGUUCACGUUUCUAAGUAGACCCCUGAAAACUUAGUCCUAGCUCAGUGGAGAUGUUGUUGCUAGCUAAGAGAGUUGAUAUGACAAAUCUAUGAUAGAGGAUAAGGGCCACAAGAAGAGAAAAAAUGAUUACAGGAGUGAGAUUUUUUACAUUUCCAUUUCGAGAUUAAAGUUGAAAUUUAAAAGAGUCGUACUUUUGACUUUAUGUAUGAUAUUUCGACCUUUAGUAAUCUCAAAAUUUCGACUUCAAUCUUAAAAUUUCAAUAUUUAAUCUCAAACUUUAGACUUUAUUGACAUAAUUUCGAUUUUUUUUAAUGUGGAAAUUUUGACUUUGAUUUUAAAUUUUCCAAAUUAAUUUCCUUCUUGUCGUUCAAAUCGCAGGCGGUGGCUCAUUUGAGGCAAAAAAAAAAGCCCUAUCAUACAGAUACUUUCUUCACAACGAUGCAGUCAGUGACUUAAAACUGAUUGUCGACUUCAGUAAUGUGCAUUAGUCAAUAAAAGCUGUUUUAAUAGGUUUUAAUUUGGCAAGGAUUGGCGUGGAAACAACUCUUCAUCAGGUCUUUGAACGACAGAGAAGAGAGGACAAGAAAGUCCUUAAAAGGUGGACAUUGUCGUGAAAUCAUGAUAGGUAUCUUUCCUUGUAUUGUGUAUUAAUUAUGUGCAUGUGAGAGCUUUAACAUAUUAGGUAACACCUCGUCAAGCUCUGAUUAAGUGAAUGAUCCUCUCUGUGUGGAGUCACAGCUGAGCUAUGUUCAGAAAGUUGCAGCAGAGCGCCCAUUACCUCAUCCUCAGAGCCUCUACAACCUGCAGAACAGCUCUGCCGGUCCCGCUGUAUUAAAGCGCGAUUUACUCCCAGACCUGAGCUCAGAAUUGAGACAUUUGGUGGCUCCUAAGGUGGAAACCUCCCGUCAUCCUGGUGCUAUUCUUAAUCCUGAGCUCCAGGAAACCAAGCCGCAGCAGAGCUAGGACUGGCCAGUGCAGAUUACAUGUGACUGCUGAGGAAUCAAACCACAUCAGAGCAGCGUCUAAAACCCAAAUCAUCUUCCUCCACACUCGUCGUCAUCAUGUGUGUGGGCCUGAGCUCGCGCUGCGUGACUCAGAAAUAUAAGUUUCCCUUUUGUAAUCCCACCUGACUGAAGCUGAGUGCCUGAGUAGUGAAUAAACGGAGGCUGGACGUCCAUUAAAACCCUGAAUAACUGUGACAUUUCAAGAGGGCUCAAUUUGUCAUCACGCAGUCACAUUUACAGCCCUCUUUGUGGUGAACAGUCAAAUCAGGCCUCUCCCUCAGCCUCAUUAUGUUUUUGUAUACGUAUGUAAUGUGAGUCUGGAUUCCUGUUUCCGUCUUGUAUAGCAUUUGAGCUCUGAAACCCAGACAGAGGCGAGUUGGAACAAGUUUGAUAAGGGCUUGAGUCCCUGUGCCUGACACACAACGCUGCCAUGAAGGGCACUCCACUGCCGACUCUUCAUGGCACGCAGCACAAAGUUGAACCUCUGAAGAGAUUGCUGAAGAUCUUGUAGCUCUGUCACAAUCCUCUCUGAGGUAUUUGAGCGCCCUCUGAGACGAAAAAAAAACAUUUGUCUCAUUCAGCAGCGGGUGAUUGAUUCGGUAAUACGAUACGUGUGAUGCACUCUGUGACUCUGAUCGUCUAGACGAGGAGGGAGGAAGAAAACAGAAAUGGGUUCAAGGAGAUCAAGCUGUUGCCAGCACGCCGCCAAUCAUUCUGCAGCAUCAGACACCUGAAGCGGCGUUUUCUACUGUAUGAAUGAACACAGGUGUUUGUGUGAGUAAAAAGUGAGUCACAGCCCAAUGAAAUCACCUGAAUAGAGUCGCACCACAAACUCGUACCUCCGAAAAGCAACAAUCUCAUGUUAAAAAAAGCUCCACCUGAGGGUGUGGAGAGAGUCAUUAAACUCAGGAGAGGUUUAAAAAAAAAAACCUGCUGCAGCUCUGAAGUGUGCUGCUGAAUUGUGCUCUUUGUGAGCUAAAGCUGGGCUGGAUGUUGCCAGCCAGCCAGAGAAACAGACAGGGGCUGUGUUUGACUUGGUCUCCUGCCCAUUUGCGCCUAAUUCACAUGUAUGGCGCCAUGCUCAUACGACACAGGCAGGCCUGUAUGAGAGGCCAGGACGGUCUAAAGGAGACUGGCAGGGGUCCGGGUGGUGUUGGGUGGGUUGGCUUGUGUGGAUGUGGACUUUAUUUCAGGUGUGAGGGGAUUGUUGUUGUUCCAUGUUGGAAACUGUCUGAAGGAGUGGAGAGUUUAAGGGGUUCAAAAUGAUGAAGAUUGAAAGCUAGUCGACAGGCAACACGAAAGCUGAAAAAUGAAACAAGUCGAAUUGUUACGUACAUUUUUUCAAUUAUCAACACAAUAUAUACACAAGUAGCUCAUACAUGCACUUAUUUUGGUAGUAAUUGUUCAUGUCACUGAUCAUACCUCUGUUGUUUUUAGGUCUUGUGACUCGCCGUGUUUACAUGGGCAAAAUUUCUUGAUCCAAUCAAAAAUUUGAGGGAUCAGAUAAUCCUAAUCUACUGUUUAUAUGGGUGCAAAAUCAAAUAAUCCAAUCAUGACGUAUGUGCGUAUACAUGCUCCAAGUUUUAUUCAGAUUAGAGGCAUUCGAUCGGAAUACAAUUUCUUUCCAAUUGAGCCGAAAUUGGAUCAGAAUCUUCUGAUCGACGUGUUUACAUGACGCAUUUUUAUUCCGAUCGGGCAUUUAUUCCGAUUAUAUGUGCCCAUGUAAAUGCAGCUAGUGUUAGGAAAAUGUGAGCAAACAAAUCUAUCGUCUACUUUCAUUACAAAAUGGAAAAGCGUUUUAGCUAAAAGCAGCAAUCCCAAGUGUUUUCAUUCUAGGAUCUGAAGGGCCUUCCUGGUCUUGUGUGUUUAGUUUGGGUCUGAUUCGGACUCCAGACACAUUUGGAGCUUUGACUCCUGUCAGUGAAGCGCCGUCAGAUCUGACCCGAUGACUGAGUCUGAUCUCUCCUUUUGUGUUAACCAAAGGGGAUCAGGUCACUCGUAUGUAUUCAAGCUAAAAUGUCUCUUUUCCCCCUGAGGAGCUGACACUCAGAGGAGACCUGCUGAGAGGCCUUCCUGUGGCUGGAGCUGGGGGUGAUGUGUGUGGGGGUGGGGGAGCAGAAAUUAGCAUUCUCCAACCAGGAAAACAACUUCUCCCUUCUCUGUCCCUUUUCUCUCUCAAACGGCACGGACUCACUCUCGCCCAGUAAACUUGGCACCUGUGUGAGCAGCAACAGCAGAGGAGUUGUUCUAGUGCAGGGCGGCUCCAAACCCACUAUUUUUGUAAGCCCUCCCACACCCCUCUGCUCCCUUUACUCACUUCAUCGGCAUUCCAAUGGUAUUUAUAUUUCCCUCCAGAGCAGGGGGAAGUUGACGAGCGUUCACACAGACACUGGAUUCAGCCCAGCAAGGUGGGCAGUACUCUCUCUGCUGCCUUUCUAUUGGUCUGCCUUAAGUCACAUGACCCUCUGACUCUGACUGAAGUGUUGGCACUCCUCCCCCUCAGCCCCGCUCUGCCGUCCCUCUCAGCUCCCUUCAGGCUUUUUGCGCCUGGAUGUGAAGUUUUCUGCUGCUGGGACGGUGAGUGUUGGUUAGAGAGAGUAUCAAGCAGGAGUCAGGGGCGAACACAGCUGUAGUUAUGUUUCGAGAGCUCCCGGAGUCCGAGGGCAGCGAGUGUCUGGGGAGUAUGACCCCAGAGACUCAGGAUAUCUACCUGAGGAUGGACCAUCACCGCAGACGCUCAGGGUACAGGCUGGGGAGGAUAAUCGCCAGGCAGCAGCUACUGAAGAAAAUUGCUGGAGGUAGGAGAGAAGUUUGGAAAAAAAUGUGGGAUAUUAAACUUUUUAAAGUUCUGUUAAGAUGAAUCCUUCUUUAUGUACUUGCUGGGAAUUACAGAUAAUGACGCAUGAGUCUGAAUAUGAGACUAUGAGCGCAUGGGAACCUGGUGAUAAAUGAGGGACAUUGUUUUUGUUUGGGAUCAGCUGAUUCUCUCCCAGGUAAUCCAAUUAGAAUUAUCUCUGUAGGACAUAAAGAUGUCAAAAGCGUGUGGAGGAGUGUGUCAACGCAGACAAACACACUUGACCCUUAGCCAAUCAUGAAGUGAAGGGUGCAGUGCUGGUAAAUAAUUAGUAUUGACUGACGUUAACGAACGUUGGGAGGCGAUAAGCUUAGGGAUUUGUUAUGUAACACGAGGAAAGCCCUGAGAGUAAAUAGAGAUAUCAAUGAAUGUCCAGCCUGACAGUUUUACAAUCUGCAUGGUGGCUUUUAUCAUCACAACAUGGCCUGACCUCCCAUUCAUCUUCCUGCGAGAAGCCUCCCUCGCUUUUACCUGCAGGUUUGAGGUCAAUCCUGGGAAGAGGGGGGCAGGGCAGCAUAACAAAAGUGAGGACAAAGGACUCCUCCUGCAGGUGUGAUCACGCUGGAUCAAAGGGCAGUGGUAUUUUAUAACAGAGGAGGCUUCAUCACCAGUAACAAUCUUAAGAUGCAAUCGCACAGCAUAGUUGUGCUCUCAGUCACUGUAACAAGGGCAUGAGUCAGAUAAUGCCGCCUCUUGUGUGGGCAAUGUUUCCUGUACGACCACAGCGGCCUGAGGCGACACACGAGACACGAUGUGAUGGUGACGAUGUGAGGGAAACACAGAGCGCACUCUUGUGAAAGUUUCCCAUAUCAGGUUGUUUUUUUCAGGGGGAAUCUUUAUGAUCGGAGGUCUUCUGGCGUGUGCAGUCAUGUAACCUGGCGUGUGUUUUGAGAUUACAGAUGUCUGCUUUGACAGUAAACCAACAAUUUAGGUCAGCUGUGACAAGGACCCAAAAUAUGUACAGGUUUGAGGUGGGUUUAGGACUCUUGUUUUUGAGGCACUUUUACAGCUUCCCCUGAAUGUUUUCACUAUUUGUAAUGUGCAAUUAACUUUGCUGCGUUUAGUGCGGGCACACUCUUUUAAUUUAUUUUCUACUUUCCCUGCUCAGUUUGGCAUUUCUCUGCAGUUUUGCUGGGCGAUAUGGCCUUAAAUCAAUGUCACAAUAUAUUAAGCAGUUCACCUCUAUAACGAUAAAUAGACAAUAACUACUCCACAAGCUUCUCACCCCCUCCCACAUUAACUUCGUCUACUUCAGCCGCUACAACUUUUGAGCCGUCCUCCAUCUCCUCACCUGUCUUUCCCUCUUUGUUACGGACUGGAUGGGGUGGAGUCACGUCUCUGACGAAGCACAGCGUCUUAAGAGGACAUGAGACCAUAGCCUACCUACACACAUCCAAAACCAACUUUUAUUUAUUUAUUUUUUUGACACCGAAUAUAUUGAUAUGGGCAAAAUGACAUCAGUUAUUGUUGUAAAUUUCGGUAACGGUAAAUUUUCGGUUUAUCGCCCAGCUCUAUCCUCUUGUCACAAAUUUCUGUAAUUAGUUAGAUUUAAUUAAAUAUAUUCAGUCACUUUUGAUGUGAUGAUUUUCACUUUGCAGUUCAUAUGGCUGAACAAAUUCACAGAUUACAUCCCAACAAGAAAAAAACAAGCUCUACAUCAAAUUCAGGAAGGACGCUCGUUACCUUACUUCGCAAAUAGACCUAAAGUUACAGAUUUUAAAUGUCUUUCACAAAUUGACAAUAUAAUAAACUUUUAGGCAUCUCAUUUGAACAAACUUCAGUGACUUCAACUUUUUUUAAAAAGUGAGGAAAAAAUUAAACUGAGAUGCUUCAUCCACGUCUGCUUGAGUGCUGUGAUUAUGCCUAAUUCUGGUAAUUGUAGUUUUUUAAUCUGACUUGCUGUAAACGCCCCAGUUAAGCUGUUUUGUUGCAGCUCCUCAUGGUUUUCCCAGCAGCAUUUAAUCCCUCUGUGUGUGAAUCACGUUUUUUUUUUUUACUCCCCAUGUCUCGUUUUAUGUGAGGCACCUACAGACGUAGAGAGGGUACGUUUUCAGAGACUGAGUCCAAGCCAGAGGAUUGAUCUCCAUGUGUCACACAGUGGCUCCUGCAUUCCAGCUGGCCCUCAUGUUGACAUAGCAGGUUGAAAGUGAGAGGGGGCCACGGUGAUGGGCCCGGUUACUCAGUAUUGUUUCACCCCAAAUUCCAGGGAAGCCUGCGGGGUCUUAGUCAUGUUUCCGAUCUGAUGGCGUUUCAAAGCCGCCUCUUCUUUGUGCAUGGGGUCUCAUUCAGUCCACUAUGAAAAGCUUUCAACAAAGUCCCAGGAAAAAACUUCAGACCUUCGAGACCCUCGGUCCCAAACUUCUGCAGAGUGUAUCUCUUAGGUUCAGAGAGAUGAUGGAUGUCGAUGCACAGCUGUGCGAUGUAGGACAGAAAGAAACAGGCGGGUGAGAGCCGCACAGUGGGAUAGCUGUGCAGGAGAAAGGGCCUGUUUUCAUUGUGGAGGAAUGUGUCUCCUUAAAAUAUUCCUCACAUUUUGAAGGAGUUAUCCACUUCAUCUGGACGGGCUGCUGUGUUUCUGCAGACGUCUGCUCCGUGCUGUUUGGCACAUCUGGGGUCCAGAUUUUUGAGAAUAUCUGAGUCUGCUGUUGCUUCUCAUACAUUUGAUAUAGUGUACGUCUAAUGCUCUCUUAUUCUACUCUUAUUUCAGUCAAACCAUGACUUGAUUUUCAGUGAGUUAUCUCUGCCACCAUGAAGGAAAAAGAAAAGAGGAUUGUAGGAUUUUAUAAACAUUAACGUUUGGCUGUAUUGUUGAAUUUUGAUCUGCAGAAAUCUGAAUAUGCAUGGAUAAACAAAUAUGCUCCAGUAUGUGACUUAAAAGUCUAAGGUAUUUAUUUGAAACUCUGCUGUUUUCCAAGCUGGGCCCCUUUGGGAUCCAGAAAUAUUCAGAGAUUGUUUACGCCCUGAAAGUACCUCAGUUUAAGCCUUCAUUUGAAACCCCGAGCAGCUGAACGCUCCACCGUGACUAAAAUCUCGCUCGCUGACUCUGUCUGUUUGGGUCUUUUCUUCUCUGAGGGGCUGCUGUAGUGUUUCAGAGAAGACACUCUGUCCGGACUGACCUCUCUGUGGCACUUCUGCUCGGCUUUUUGACCUCGGUGCAGCCAGCGGGCUCCGGUCUGCACCCUGGAAAGACCAUUAGAGCAUUCUGCCGUGGCGGAGGACGUUGUGUGUCCCUUGUCAAAUGACACAAGUUAUUGCAUAGCAGCUGUGUGUGAAUCAUGAAUCUGUCUGUGUCCUGCGGUCACAAAGGCGAGCUUUUAUCCAGCUGUCAUGGCUGACGGGUUCAUGUCUUUCAGGUUAACGUACCAUCAGACGCAUUUGUUCUGAUCCUGGAACACAGAGACGAUUUUUUCACAUGUAUUCCUGUGUGUACUGUAUGUUCACAUCUUUAUGUACUUUUUAAAAAUGAUUAAACUUUAUGACUAAAGCAGUACAGCAUUUCUAAGCGGGAUAAUAGCGAGUAACACUUGCAUACUUGUAGAUUGUAAAUGCUCAGCAGAGAGAGGACAGGAACUCUCCAGCUUGUUAAGAGGACUAGCUCUGCCCCUCUUCCUCCUCUUCCUCCUCUUCUUGUUAAAGGAUAAUUGUCAGAAGCCCGCUCAGAGGAGGGUUGGUAUUGUCCUGUCUUUGUGAGGCUAAAAAAGGCUCUUCAAGGUGUGGAAUCUGGUCAGACUCUGUCCUCUCCACUCAAGACUCCUCUCCGAACGCUCUGAAUUAUUCAUCCGUGGUCUGCUCCAACAUGUGGCGCAUUAGAUCGUGUGUGUGUGUGAAACAAACAUAAAUGCUCCUUUAUUCAGACGGAGGUUUGAUGAUAAGUGGAGAUGUAGCCCUCUGCAUUGUUUACUAAUUACACACAGACCAGGUUGAUCUUUUAUUCAUGAGGCGCUCUGUUGUGGAGCUGAUUGUUAUGCUGAUUUUGUUUGCUGCCUUCAGAGGGCAGCAAAUAACCCCUGACAAGGAGUGGAAAGCAAUUUGACAAUGUGAUUAACAGGUUGUGUACUUCGAACACCAGUGGCACCGCACUUGAACUAAUUAAAUCCCGGGCUUGUACUCUUCAUUUGUGCUCAUAUAUAUUUAAAUCAAUUGAUACUUCAUACCUGAAUACGAGUAGAAGAUACAGGUGUAAUGGGAUCUUAUAACAGUGCUGUGGUACAGUCAUUUCCAUUGACUUUGACUGUGCAGUGAGUGAUCUAGUGACAAGCUGAACCUAAAACAGUCUGCGUUUUCUGUCUGAAGUUCAUAUGAGUCAAAGUCUAACAUCUACUUUUGCAUGCUAGAGUUUAACAUGGACGUGUGUUUCCAGUAUUAAUUUAUGAAACCAAUAUGUAAUGGACGUGGCACAGAUAUGUUUUGUGGGUAAACAUGUCAGAUUGAUUAAGCUGAGUACUCCUUUAAGGCUUUUUGUCCAGACUCACUCAUGCGGCAUUACUUCAGCCUGAUACAGUCUGUGCAUCUGUUCUUGUUUACAUCCAGAUAGUAGAUGAUAGGGAAGGGCGAUAAGGGCUAAAAUGAUUUAUCACGAUAAGAUUUGCCAUCCUGGUGAUAACGAUAAAAGUCACAAUAAAAAAUAUUCUAAUUCCAAUCUAUAUUUUUGACUCAUUCUGUCUUGAGAACACCAGUUGGAAUCAAAUCAAAUCACUGAAAACAAAUCAAAACAAAUGACAUCAAACAAGUCUCAAGUGUGAAAACAUUUUCAACAUUUGUUGAAAACUCUUAUUGCACAGAGUGAACAGCAGAAGAUCCACUGUCUGAUGUCGGACUUACCUGAUGUCACUUGUAUAAGCUCCAAUCUUGAAGGAAAUCCCUCAUGUGGAGCCUCGUUCAGUCACGAGCUUCUCUGAAACAUCUUCUUCAUCACCUUUAGCCAUGUUUGUUUCUUAUUCUGCUCUGUGUGGGCUAUGGCUGCGAGUCUGCCACUCUAUCGUAUUUAUCAUGAGUUAACAGAUAUUUAUCAACGAGGAUUUUUCUGAUGAUAUAUUGUGAACGAUAAUUUAUCUCCCAUCCCCAGAUAGUAGAGUGUUAUACAUUGUGGAAUCAACUGGAACUACAGCUCUGGGUAGUGCGAUCAAUCUGACUGAUCGAACGCCAAGAAACGACUGUGUUUAAUUUAGCUGACUAAGCAUGUAGAUCAAUCAUGAUGGAUUUUUAAAUUGAAAUGAGUUAUUAUAGUUGUGCUUUUUUUCCCAACUUUUUGCUGAGCAGGAUCCAGAGGAGUUACUGAAUUGUUGAAAACAAAUAGGCCUGCUGAACAGGAAAAAAAAUAGUCCAAUUUAAACUUAAAUUCUUUUCCAAUCAGUGAUCGCUGAAUAACCGGUAACUGCACCUCUGAGUGAUUCUCUCCAGACAUAUCUGCGCUCAGAUACUCCAACAGUUGGCUCGCAGUCGUUGGUUAUUUCCAGCUGUGUGAGUGAAUGAUUCAGGAAUCUGUUAACAGUUGAGAACAAACCGACUCAAUCCAGCCAGCCCCUGAUAAAUAAAGGUCACAUUGACAAAGCUCUUCUCACUUUAAGCCUGCAGGGGGCAGGCUGAUCUCAUGUCCGUACUGUAAACGUCCUCCUGUAUAUGAAUGUUCCUCUUCUUAUACAGCCAGAGUGGAUGACAGCUGCCAUGUGUGCAGAGUUAAUCAUUCACAGAGAGCAGAUUUCAGAAAUGCCUCAGCUGCACAAAGUCACACAUUAACAGAGUCAUGAUGGAAAGCUCCGUCUGCUCUCAGGACUUUUACAUUCCUCAGAUUAGAAAACUGCUCAUUCAGUGAGCGACUCCUGCAAAUAACAAACUUGACAUGUUUUGACCCAAGUUUUCACUCUGUAUGAGAUCGAAGGAUUAGUCCAGGAUUGAGGCAGAAGCAUGCACAGAGAUUUAUCUGAAUAUUAAAGUAUUUCAUCAAUAUUACCGAUUCCUACAUCUGAGAGAAAAUAUGUCAAAGACAGAUUAGAUAUGAAGUGUCAGAUGAUGUCCGACACUGAUUUGUAUUGAUCAGAUAUCUUGCACAGUAGUUGUUUCACAUCACAUGUAUUGGAGAGGCUGUUUAUAUUUAGCACAUUUCCUCUCAUAUGCUUAACGCACAUGCCAGAGUUCAGCUCUGAUCUGCCCCCUUGUGGUUAAAAACUCGCAUAAGACGUCAUUAAAAACUGACAGAAGCGACAUGAAUCCAGCCCUCAGACACUCAGCCGCUGUCUCCUCAUUUUAUUGGCCUUUCGUCUUAGGAGUGACUCUGUGAGCACAGCCUGUCAUUGACAACCAUCUCUGAAAAACAACCCUGCAUUUUUCUAUUAACGCUCAGUGUGAGUGUGUGUCUGAUAAAACAGAACACCCUCUCAACACACAUAUUCAUGAUGUGUUUUAGGGACGUGCUCCUGAAUCUGCCCGGUGGCUCUUCACUUUGAUCCGUUAAUUAGGACUCACAUCCCUAGGGACGGCUCCGUCCGCGCUUUUAUUGUGGCGGGCUUUCUCACGGUAGGGGCUCCUGUUCUGACACUGGACCCCCUCUCUCCCCUCUGAACCUGUGUCGUCCCCUUCUGGGAUCGGGUCCAAAUGAACAGGAGGUGGACCUUAUGGAGGGCUGCAGGGUUGGACUUCAGAGGGGAUGUUUUUAUGCGUAUCCUGUACUUCACACGGCUGUGGGCACACAUUUGUGGGUUUAUAGACCUUUUUUUCCCCUCAUUAGCAUCUGCGACACAGAGCUCUCCUUUAUCUUCAGAUGUUUGAUUUCUGCUGCCACCAGAACUUGUGAAACAUGUGUCGAUAACUUUCCACCAGUCUGUCUUUUUCCGUGUUUGACUCAGGGUUUUGGGUCGUGUUUUGUCAGUAAUUCACAGUCAUCCUGCUAUAGGUUAUGUUAUACAGCGCUCUCGGAAAAACGAAAUUACAGUGUUUAUAUAGGCUAUCAAAGAGACGGAAGAAUUACAGCCACACAACCGUAUAUUACAAGUGAGAAAAACAGCGUGACAUGGUGAGGCAUGCAGCCCACUGCUCUGUACUUGGACUUCAGAUCAGGCUGCUGCACACAAACACACACCUCUAGGGACUUGUGGUACAUGUUGGUUUAGGUCUAAGUUAAGUGUAUGACCACAGGGGACUCUGCAGGAGCGGACCUUAAGGAGCUGGUUCAAAAAGGAGGGAGAAAAACUGUAAAAGCUCAGACAAGAGUCUGGCUCAGAGAGGAGGAAGACUGAAGUUUCAAAGGCUUACAUCUGUGGAUACCCAUGGGUGUAAUACCUCUUCUUAUCAGUUCGAUCAUGCAACCUUAUUGCUUAUACGCUUCCUGGGUAGAUUCGUCAUGGUGAUUUUAUGUCUGAGGAGCUCACUUUAAUAAAACUAUAUCUUUGAAUCGGGAUCAGAAACGUCACAUCGAUAAGAAGGACAACGCUUUUAAAUUUCAUAAUAAAAAGCAAGCCUAUAUAUGUGUUAUCACUGGCCAACCUGUAUUGUUUAUUGUACUGUGGCUCCUGCAAAUAAUUUCAGUCGAACAACUUGCACAAUCAUAGCUCUGCAAAGAUGAAAAGUCCAGGGGUCCGAGUUCUGCCUGGGUGAAAUGAAAAAGGAAAUCUCCCAAAAGCCAAAGUUGAUGUUUUAUUAUCACCAAAGAAAGCAAAUCCUUCAUAAAAGCCUUGCCAAAACACUCGAAUGUGCGUGGGAACAUGGCCGUGAUCCAGCGUCUGGAAGUGUUUAGCGUGUGCUUUGGAAGUGACUGCAGUAUGUAUUUCACAGAAAGCUCUGGGGCUGAUUGAUUUCUGCUCACUUCUGAGAGGCUGCCUGGCAGUGAAGUGGAGGUACUUGAGGAUGGGGAAGUUUCCACGCUGUCUCCUCCUCCUCCUUUUGUAUUUUGAGCUCAGAAGUCCCUUUUCUUGUGAAAGACAGUUUUCUGGAGGUCACGUGCAGAAGGAUCCUGUCGUCACGGGGAAGAAGAACACCUGUCUGUGAAGCUGGAACACGCUCCGCACUUCCCUCAGUUUGCUAAAUGACUGCGGGAGUCAGCAUGUGGUUGUUAGGACAGUUUCUCAAAAUGGAGCGAGUGUGAGACACUGCUCUGAGCUGACAGUUUGGACAUUAAAGACUUGAUGUUCUCAGAAGCCAUGAAGCCCACAUCAGAGCUCAUCCUCUCAGAGUUGACAUCCAUCUGUCACAUCAGUAAUUCAAACAUGGUUUAGUGGACUGAUUCAUCUCGUAUCUGUCAGGCAGGUCUUUUUCUGUAAUGCUUGGAAAUGCCUCAUCCGUCAGUAAUUCUCCAACUCGUGGCGUCCCUCUGGGAUCUGUUUUGGGUCCGCUCUUAUUUGCUGUUUACGUGCUCCUCCUGAUUCUAACCUUACCUUUGACAGCAGUUCUGUUUUGCUCAUUUGAAAUAACACAUCGCAAGAGAAGUAAUCAUGUAACACCAGUCCCAGUUUCUGAAUUGAUCUUAAAGGGAUAUUCCAGUGUAAAUUUAAGUUAUGGUCAAACACACCAUAACACCAAGUUAGACACCCCGUCGAGAGAUGAAUUUUGCCAACUGCUUGCUUCUGUACUUAUACCAACUUUAGUAACGACCGCACGAUAGCAAUACACAGCGGUCUGAGGAGCCAUAAACAAACCUCAACCAAAACACCACUCUAUAGCCACAAAUAAUGCUCAGAACAGCACCUAACUUCAUCAACAGGACAUAUAGGGUCCCAGCAAUAGUACGAGCCACCAAACAUCUUUUAAGCUUUGCCUGAUUUCUUUAUCAAAGAGAUUAAACACAACUCACCCACUCUGCAGCAGAGUUUCGCAGCUCAAGGAAGAACAUUUAUAAUUUCUUCAUGCAAAUGCAAUCAGACCAAAACGCUAAGGCAGAGGAACUACAGCGUCUGCAGUGCAAAAUGAUUAAUAUGAUAAUCAGGGCUCCCCCAUAUACAAGCGGCUGCUGGAAGAGAGUAAGUGGGUUGUGUUUAGUCUCUUUGUUAAAGAAAUUAGGCAAAGCUAAAAAGAUGUUCGGUGGCUAGUGCUGUGGCUGGGACCCUAUCUGUACUGUUGAUGAAGUUAGGUGCUUUUCUGAGCAUUAUUUGUGGUUAUAGAGUGGCGUUUUGGUCGAGGUCUGCACAUGGAGAUGUAGACCUCUGUGUGUUGCUAUUGUGCGGUCAUUGCUGAAGUUGGUAUAACUAGAGAAGCAAGCAGUCGCAACAUUCAUCUCUCAAGGAGGUGUUAUGGUGUGUUAGACCCUAACUUAAAUUUAUGCUGGAAUAACCCUUUAAGAUUUUACUUCUUGUUUUUUAAGGCCUUUAUAACGAUAAUCACAAUCCUAUUGGCAGUGGGAUUUCUUAAAUCCUUUCCCUUUCCUCUCACUGGAUGCCUUUAGCGACUUUUGGCUCAUGUAUUGUCUGUUUUUAGAAACACUUUAAGUCAUUUUCCACAGUUGGACAACUGUUUUGGAGACUUGUCUUCACCAUGUGACUCCUUCUGAUUUAAUCUCCUUAAGAAAGUCGACAGAAAUGAAUUAACAUUUGCCUUUGUGUAAGAUUUCUGGUAACCUGUGCUGAGCUGGUACAGGAACAUGUGAAUCCACCGUCUUGGUAUUUUGGUGUCAUCAUCAUUGCCGUGUUUUGUUUUACCAUAAGUUAUGUGGAAAGUCGGUGGGAUUUCCAGACUGAAGAAAGAGAUGAAGAGCAACAGAGAGAGAGAGGGAGAGAGAGAGAGAGAGAGAGAGAGGGAGAGAGAGUUAAGGGCUGUUGUAUGUGAAGAUGAAAGCUGCCUCUCUCUGGGUGUCCUUCAGAGGUGAAGGCGAGUGUUACCACAGCUGUGCUGCUCUUGUUUGAAUUCAAUACAGGACCUCUAGAGAAAAACACAGCUCACAUGACUUUUGACCCAGCAGGCUUUGGCAACGGUCAACAACAGCAGCUCCUCGGCUCACAGAGUCGUGUUAUUUACUCUCAGAAUCAAUAAGCUCUUGCUGUGUGUGUGUGUGUGUGUGUGUGUGUGUGUGUGUGUGUGUGUGUGUGUGUGUGUGUGUGUGUGUGUGUGUGUGUGUGUGUGUGUGUGUGUGUGUGUGUGUGCUGUGAAGGGAAGGUGGACCCCGGUCUUUUACUGUUGGGCUUAAAAAACACAAAAUCAGACUUAAACCUGAGCAGGAAACUGUACCUGUGAUCCCUCAGAGAGAAAACUGACUCCAGUGCUGAUUUUAAAAGGUCGAUCUAAAAGGUAGGAAGUGGUUUUGUGUUGUCGAGGUCCUGGCCCGCAGGUUCUGAAUGCUAAUACCUCCUUGGCUCUGGCUUUUCCUGUGCUGGCUGGUUAGCCCUGUGUUUGUCCUGAAGUCCGGUCCCGCAGGAGGCAUUGCUGUCUGCUUUGUAAACCACCUUGUCACUGGAGACCUGAGGUCCUCUGAAUGCGGCUCUCCACAGGUCACACUAGACCACAGGGCAAUUGCAGGCCCGGGAUUUGCUGGCUCAUUUGUAUUUGAGGAAAUUUUACUUUGUUGUCUUAGCAACGCAGCCCGGAGCCGAUCAUUUAAAAGCUGCAUCCCGUGUCGAGUGCAGAAUAACAGGUCCCCUGUGUGUCAAAUGAAGGGGGCUGGAAGUCAGUGAAUGAUUCAACAGCGGCUCUCUCUGUAAUUACUCGGCCUGUGGAGCCGGCCAGCUCAUGUGCCAAUCACCGAAUCAGGAGAAGAAGUCACAUUAACAAAAGGAUCUGUGUUGUUACUCACCUCUGCAGACAGAUUAUCUCUUUGAUUUGGCUUUUGUCCUCAGUCUGGACACCUUAUCUCUUUGCACCUGAUGAUGAGAACACUACGAACCGGGGGAUGUGUCGUGAAAUCACCGAGUUGAACCUCCUGUUACGCCGAUGAUUGUGUCCCAUUGUGCCGCGAACGUUGGAGUCUGAGGGACAUGUAGAGCUUUGUUAAUUAAAAACCUGCUCAGCCUUUAUUCCCACGACUUCAGGGGCAGCAUUAAUCCACCUUGUGCAAUCUCAACAUUCCCCUUUGAUUACCUGAACCCUCACAAACACACAACAGAUCUCUCCUGCGCCUUAUCCUGUGCCUACAAUCAUGUUUGGUCAUCUCGUACGUCUUUUUUUUGUGUGUUAUCCUCCAUCGUUAUUUGUUCUUCCUGUUUGCUCCCCUGUGAACAAUUCCACUCUGUGAGACGGGAGGAAAUGUGAGGCUAUUUUGGGCAUGAGACAUCAGAUGUUGUGGUUUUUGGAGUAGACUUGCAGAGGGGGCCGUGUGUUUCCCCUGGCUGUCUGUCUGGUCUUACUUUUACAGUAAGGCUGACUGCUCAUAGUGAGUGGGUGUCUGUGUGCAAUUAGCAUCAUAAAGGGAGAGAGAGGUCUGUGCUCCGUGCCUCCCAGCGUGACGACACCUCUCAGCCAGCUUAGCCAGCCCACCUCUGGAUUUUUUCUCUCCUCAUUUCGCUGCCUGUCUCUGUCUCCGUCUUCCUCCAGGUGUUUUUGAUACAGACGCUCUCAGCCCUCAGCUACAGUCUGUGUGUUUUUUGACUGAUAUAUUCAGCCGGCUGGUCUGGCUGAUUCAUUCAGCACGGCGAAUGAGGGGGGAGGAGAGGGCGCACAUUUGUAAAGGCUGAAUUUACGUAGAUUGUUUAAGAGUGCUUUUAAAACUCUGUUGUACACUCAGUGUAUUUAUUGUUAUAAGGUUUCUUAAGGUGACUAAAGUGGUCCGCCUGCGUCAGUCUGUCUGCGCUCGCAGCUUUGUACCCAGUCCUGGCCUCAGAGUUGUGUUUUACAAGAGGAAAUGGCAAAAACGUCACAAAAAACAGACAUAGAAGAAGAAGAAGAAGAAGAAGAGGAGGAGGACUGCACAUGGAAUUCUACUUAUUCUCCAGGAAAUGAUGGAUAGCUGCGAUGUCCUUAUGUAAUCAUGGUGCCACAGUAAACCCAGUCAUUUCUGCUCGGUCUGCCCACACACUGAAAAAUGGAUUUUCCUGAUUCAUCAUGGACUUUUGUCACUGCACGUUUCAUAACCAAAUGUAAAAGUGAAAUAGGAAAAUACGACAGACUUAUGGAAGAGAUGAUAAAGGAUUUCUAUUUUAACAGAUAGAUGGGAGAGGUCAAGACUUCUUAAUUGUUUAAAUAAAGGAAAAAUACACAGUAGGAAUCAGGAAUGUUCCCAGCAGCCACUAAUCAAAACAUCAAUAACUUCUCCAACCAACCAAACAGACAUUCUGGUGCUGCCUGGUAAAGUUGUCGACAUAUAAUCGGUGAGUUGACCAAACGCAAAGAUCCCCAGUAGGAAUCCAAAAAAACUUUCUCCAACUUCAGUGAUGUGUGACUUUGAUUUUCUUCUUGGUUGAAGCUUUUUUUUUUUUUCAUUUUGUUUUUUCCAAGACAGAGUAUUAGAGCCACAUUAAGAAAAAGAAUUAGACUUUGAGAUUAAAGUCGUUAAUUUAUGGGAAGAAAGUCAUCAAUAGAUGAGAAUAGAGUCAUUACUUACAAGAAUAAAGUCACAGUAAAAUCAUUAUGAUACUUAAGAUAAUGUGGUGCUGAUGUGCAAAAAGAUGAAGUAUCUCCUUGUUUGAGAAACCUAUAUUGAAGUACAUUUUCACAAAAUGCUCCAUGGCUCUCAUUUCAACAACUGUCUUCUUAAACAACAGGUUAGAAUAUAAGGACUUUAUUGUGACUUUAUUCUCAUAAGUCAUGAUUUAUUAACAACUUUAUUCUCGUAAGUAAUGACUUUAAUACGACUUAAUUAUCCUAAGUUAUUACUUUACGAUGACUUUUUCUGUUGUUGAGUAAUGACUUAAAUAUGACUUUAUUCUCUUAAGUAAUUACUAUUACGUAAUUUUGAUUUUUUUUAAUCUUUGACUUUAAACUCAACUUUCGACUUUGACCUCAAUUUAUUUAUUUUUUUUUCAUUUCAACUUUUUAAAUUUCGUUUUUUAUCUCAAAUUUCAACUUUGAUCUUGAAAUGGAAAUAAAAAAUAUCUACCUCCUGUAAUAAUUUUUUCUCUUGGCCCUAUUCCUCUUUCGUAUUUUUCUGUUCACCCCGUAAGUCUAAAGAAAAGCCAAAAAUAUGAGAUUUUUCAGAAUCACAUUUAGGUCUGUGCUUUUGUGAUAACAGGAGACUUUGAUUUUUUUUCAUUAUACCUGUAUGUUUAGAAAAGAUUCGCAGCUUCUGUUUAACAAAGAAGCAGGAAGUCUUUUUUCACGUAUGGUUGCUGUAAGUCAUUCUUUGUUUUUGACCCACAACACCUCACCGUCUCAGGUGACACAGAUCACACAGAUCCUCUCAUUCAUUGACUUUUCCUCAGACAAAGAGGCUGAGACGGAGGCGAAACAGACAAAUAUAUCACCGUGAUGAUGUUAGCGUUAAGUCUUGUGAGCCGUGUGCCUCAGCAUGAUUCACUGCUGCUGAUUGCUGACAGUUUAUGUCACGGUUUUCCCCCCCUACUUCAGCUGCCUACGCUUUUUUCCAUUUCGUAGAGCUGCUGGAACAACAUCUGGACCCUCCGAAACCACGCCGCUUCCCCUUUGUUUGUUUUAAUGGAACUUUUCCCACAGUUUUCACAGUUCUUGAGUGAUAUUUUCAAAAGAUUGCAAGAGCUGACUUCAUGAAAUCUGUGCCAAAAUAACUGAAAACAAAGAAACAUAUCAGCCGUGGAAGUCGUUUAAAAACACAGCCUUGAAUUACAAGAAGAUUCCCAGAAUUCAGAGGCAACGUCGCAGCUGAGGUCUUUGCCAAAAAUGUGCUGAGUGGGGCAUAAAAGAGUUGUCAUGGGCAGAGCUGGGUAGGAGGGCUGGGCACAAGGAGCGGAGGGGGAGGGGGAGAAGGGGGAGAGACAUGCCACAGAAAGGGGAGGAUUGAAGGAGAGAUUUAGUGUUGGGGCAGGCACAUGGUGGUUGGGGGUAGAUGGAAAGAGAAAGGGGAGAGAAGGAGCUGAGGAUCUGAGCUCAAACUUCGAGCUGUGUUCAGAGCAGGAGCAGGAAUGUGGCUCAGUGUGGGAAUGAAGAUGCUCUGACACGCUGAGGGACGAUAUAAAGUCUUGACGGAUAUAUGAAGCACUUCGGCUGAAUGAUGAGAACAUCUCGUAAGUACAGACCAACUUGGCGCAUGUGAUAAAUUAUAAGUUUGAUUGAUUUUGGAGGCAUGAGCUGAUUGAACCUGAUAUUUUAACAUCAGGAUUGUCAAAGUGAGAUGCUCCUCAGGAUGAAACAAAGCACAUCAUAAAGUCCUGGAAAGUUUUCAGUCACUUGUGGUCGGCUGUAAAGCGAAGAAUGUGGACGAGCCUUUAAAACUGUCAUCUUUUUGGCAGCGCUUAAGUGUCUGCUUUGCCCGAUCGCUGUCCAAGUGUGCCAUAUCUUUCCCUGCAGCACUUAGAAACAUGUCAAAUCUCUGCGAUGAAUUGCAUAACCCUUGUUCGUGAUCGUGAAUGUUGCAUAAAGCAAAUAGUAAAGAAAGGAGUUGCCCUUUAGCAGUACACAGCUUUUGACAGUCUGGCCUUUUGUGUGACAGCCAAAAAUCUCUUUGUGAGACUGUAAUUUUAUACUGUACACAGUUUUAAAGCUCGCAGAGAGCAAACACAAGUUCUCAUUCACUGGCACCAUGCCCGCCCAGCCUUUUAUCCACAGGAGAUUUCCUUAGAGAGAGGAUGAGAGGACAGAAUGUCUCGGUAUCGUGUUACUGAAUGCCAAACAGAGAGGAAUUCCCUGCUCAGGUUACAUGCUCCCAGAGGUCCAACCUGCGGCUGUGGGACACAAGAGGACCUGGCAGCGCUCUCAGUGUGUAGCCGAAUAAUACAGGCCUGAUAUUAUCCACCUGGGAGGGAAGGUUAGCAGAACAGAGAGCCUCCUGCUCGGGGUGAUACAGGUGGGAACAGAGCAGAGCUGCAGACACAUGUUGACUCAUCUGCUGCUGCUGCUGGAAACAGUAGUCUGUUUUUGUCGUCCAAGGACGGGAGGAGGACUUGUUAAUAUUUACUCAGUUGUUGGUCACUCCGAGGACCAAAGUCACUUUUUAUCGAUUUUCUGGGUGACGCUGAUGUGAAGCAGAGCAGGUGAGACCCAGUUUUUGGAGAAGUGGGUGAUAGCAGUAUCUCUUUGCAAGGUUACAGCGGUGGUGAUUACUCUGUAUUGUGCGGAGAAUGAGCGUUGGAUCAUGUUUCAGCCGUAGUGUGACAGAAACAGACCUGCAGAGGAUCUCAGAGCUCAGAUGUGUGAUGGGAGGCAGAGCUGGUCCUGCUUGUGUUUCAGGCUGAUGUGGAUGUGGUUUUGGGAUUUUAUAAAGCUGGAUGAACUUUGGUUGUAUCUGGAGGAAAAAGGCAGCAAGAAUUAAGUGACUGAAAGUGAAGAAAUAGAGGUGGUAAGAAUAUUUUUUUCAUCUCAGAUUUAAAAAAGACGCUUAAUGUUGUGUUUGUAAAGUCUUGCUAUUAAAAAAGCACAUCUAUCCUGAUUUUCAAGACAUUUUUAAACUUGGAUCUUGCUCUAAAUGUGCAUUACUUCUAAGGUAGUUCACUGCAUUACUAAGUUUUUAAAAUGUCAAAAAUAGAGAAAGAAAACAGAUCACUAAAGCCACAUAUGUAAACAAGAUAUUCAGCUUAUGGAAGAAACCAUCAGAAACUAUCGUGCUUCCUGUAAAAGAAAAACGGUAAAAAACUGAUUUCAAAUAAUGUUCACUGGCUUCCUCCUUAUUCCUUUUUUUUGAUUUAAAGAGUUAUCAAACACAUUUCCUACAUUUUCCUUCACGUUUAAUGCACACUGUGUACUGUGGCACCGGUGCGUCAGAGAGUGCAUCGCACUCAGGCGGCAGAUGACACCAAACUCUGUUAGCAUUAAUGGAAAGGUGCCAACGGUCUGUUUCCUCUCCUUGUCAUCAGCUGCUCUGAGGUCUGCAGACGUCACGGGGACGUGUUUGUGAUCCGGGAGUCAUUUGUUUGUCAGAUGGUAGAUGUGACAUUUUGAUAAUAUCUGUACUUUGUGUUUAAAAUGUAUUUUCUAGAAGAGCGUUUCUUCAGAUCGGUGCAGACAGAUGCUGUCAGUCCACCUUAAAUUUGUUCUCACUUGUAUCAUACUCAAACUGAAAGUUGUAUAAGAUCCCCUGUUCAUGUGACUUUGAUGAGAUACUUCCACCCAUCAGACUGACCUAAGGUCACCAUCCCAGACAUCAGACAGCAGUUUCACUCACAAUACUAACCCUGUUCGACCUGGGGGGGUGUUUUUGGCUGCAUUUUUUAAGCUCGGGUGAUUUCACAGAAGUGUUUGAGUUUCACUAUCGAUAUCUGUUUUAUAAGAAACCCUUUUCUUGUGUCUUGUGUUUUCCAGAAAUCGAGGCGAAAGAGGCGUGUGACUGGCUGCGGGCAGCAGGAUUCCCCCAGUACGCUCAGCUCUUUGAAGGUACUAAAAGCUCUCUUUUCACUCCCACACACACACUGUAUAUCACAAGGGGAGGAAAAGUUGUUGGGUUAAAAGGCACAGAUUAAUGAGGUAGCACUCUAAAAGAGAGGCUCUGUAAUAAACCAGAAAUGACGUUUUUAUUUUAAAUCACUUAGCUGAUGCGAAACGAAACACUUUAAUGGCUUUGAAUGUUUUUUUAUUUCAACGAUGAGUGAAUGGUGCCACACAGCCUCAUCUGGUCUUUCACCAUAGUGUGUUCACAUUCUCAUGCUGCGCACAGUGAGCCUCAUUUACACAACUGUCCUCAGGAAGCCUCAAAGCGAGAGCUCCAGGCUGAUCCCCAGACACCGCAGAACGAGCGGAACAUCAGCCGCUUUUAAAGUCUAAUCUGUUUCAAGCUACAGUCACCAUAUAAACAUGUCUCCUGCGCUCAAAGACUGAAGUCAUGGGAAGAAAUGGGUUUUAUCGGAGCUUAAAGUAGCUCAGCUUCCUCAGAUCUUUGUGUGGAGGCCAGACUUUUGAUGUGCUCCGGUGCACUACAUUUAUUUGCUGACAGUUUGUUAGAUUGUUGUUACAGAGCUGAUAACGUCUGUAAGAGCACAGAGCAGACAACACAAGUUUUUCCCUCCUGAUGCGAAGCGUUACGUAUUAGAAAUGACAUUAAUAAUGCAAUCUGUUAUUUGGCCGAUUCAAAGCCGACAGUGUAUCGGAGUGUCUGCAGAACAGGCGCAGCCUUGUUGAGCUUUUUGUAGCUGCUUCUGCUUUUCAUAAAAAAAGUUAAUGACUUCUCAUGAAUGCGCUGGAAUGUCAGAAUCAGAGGGUCUGGAUUCAGUCUCUUAAGUUAUGUAAGAGGAGGCCCAUACCCAGAGCAAGACGUAAUGCCUGCACAAGCCUGAGCGCUGUUAUUUGGGCAAAUUCUGACUCUCCUCAUUAGCAUCACAUACAAAACAAGUCUGAUGGGCUCCGAGACUUCAAUAGGCUUCUGGAAAAAAUGCGGUUGAGAGAACUUUCUUUUUAUUCAUCCCAUUAUUGCUCACAGAAAUAUCAGAUCUAUUUCCAGAAAAGACUUAUUAUGAUCUAAUUCUGUUGUCUUUUUUUUCCUCCUCAGACUCUCAGUUCCCUAUCGACAUUACUCCAGUGAAAAGAGAUCACGACUUUCUGGACAAGGAUCUUGUGGAGCCUCUGUGCAGGUGCUUAUCCAUGACUCAGAUGUGUCAAAUAUUUAACUUUGCUAACCUUUAAAAAAGACACUAACUUGGAUAACAGUAAAUUCUGUUCAAUUUUAAAGGGAGUUAUGCAAUGGAUGGAGCUCGCAUAAACCAAGUCCAAUAAAACAUUUAAUCUUUACACAUAAAGAUCCACAGAUUACUUCCUCUGGGUUUUCGGGGAUCCAUCUUACCAUCUAAGAUCAGGGUUUGGAUCCUUUUUCUUUCUCAGGUUAAUAAAUCGACUGUAGGUUAACCUGGUAUUCCUUAAGUGUUGCACCAACUCCUGCAGUGCAACUUAGUCAGGAUGUCAUUUUUUUAUAAAUCAAAAAAAUGGAUUAACAGACCAACCAUACUUUUCCAUACCCUACUUUUUAGAAAUAUAUUUUUAGAAAACAGUAUUUUAGAAGUGUGGUACGAGUCUGGAAACAUAGUUAUUUUUUCAUACUUAGUUCUCAUUUUCCAUACUUUUUAAGACCUGGAAAUUGAUCAAAUUUAUUUCCAUACUUGAGUAGGAACCCUGUUACCAUGUAAGAUCAGGGUUUGGAUCCAUUUUCUUGAUCAGGUUAACAAAUUGACUGUGGGUAAACCUGUUAUUCCUUCAGUAUUGCACCAACUCCUGUCUUGCAACUUAGUCACUAUGUUAAUUUUUGAUGAAUCAAUGUCCAUAUUCACAAAAAGGUAACACAAGUCAUGAACAACUGAUGAAUUAGUGGAUUAACAGACUAACACACAUGAGCCAAAAGGGAGCAGAUCUAUUUGACCUUAAAUUACUUAAUAAAACCCUUUUCUUAGUCAUAACGCACGAGGAAUACAAGAUUCAGGGUUUUUCCCAAAUUUGACUCACUGAGUUACAAGGAACAUCCUCCGCUAAGCCAACAAACUGGUGGCUCCACAUCACUCCCUUGUAGGGUGAGAAGACUCGUGUGCUUUUUUUUCCCCCCCGAGCUGGCUGAGAUGAAAACAGCGCUUUAGUUACCCCCGUAACCGUGGCAACCGUCCCGCAAGGAAAAGCUAGGAGGAGCAGGAGGGUACAGCUCAAUAUACUGUGACUCUAAACAACCCUAAAGCGACUCAUCUGAAUUCCAAACUAGCCACGGGAUAAAAAGAAGACAAUUGAAAACAGUUCCACCUCCGACGGGAUUUUGCCCAUGACUUCCCAGCAUCACCGUGGCAACAAAAGGAUGUCCUUGUCAUCAGUUAUGCAAUUACGAUCUAGUGCGCAGAAAUGAGUACCUCCCUGCAUACCGCGGGGGCUUUGAUAGCUGAAAGUGAUGGAUAUUUCAUGUAUGUGAGUGCUCUCUCUGAUCCAGGGUUAAGCAGACUUCUAUUUUAGAAACCACAUUCAAAGCUCUUUAGGCCCGUGGAAUAAAAAGGCCCCCAGUUCGAAAUCCACUCCUCACAUUCAGGUCUCUCUAUCUCCAGUAACAAUCAUGAGAACUCUUGUUUGGCUAACCCCUGUCAUCUACAGCACACUGGUGGAUAGUUACAGCCUCCAUGUGAGGCCGUUUGCUGUCACUGAACAAUACAGUCAAUCUGUAAAAGGACUAUUAGCGGUAUAAGGAGCUGUUUAAGCUUGUCAUUAUCGUACCACAAAGGAGUGUCUCUGAGCCGGAGUGUAUUUUGUCAUGCCGUCAUCUUCUCCCCAUUCUAUUGUUGGUUCAUGUCAGAGUAACUUGAAUUAUUCCACAAAACCGUUAAUCACAAAGAACAAGGUCCAACAUUCAGGCUGUGUAGUUGAUGCCAAUCUUUAAAAAAGGCUUAAACAGUAUUUCAGAUGUCAGACUCUGGAAAACAACCUAUCAAGCCGCAAUCACGCCGAUCCGAGGCUGAAGAGGGAGAGGAGAGAUAAAGGAACAAUUACCGCUGCUCAUUAGGUUUGGGGUACUCUCCCGUGGACAAACUCGAUUUCCCUCUGGGUCUGGUUGUACAUCCAGACCUGAAGAUGAUUCAAUCAAAGCUCAACUAGCAGAAACAGGACAGAAUUCAUUUCUGCAGUCUUGCUGGUUUCACUGGUGCAUUCAGGACCUUUUUAAACCUCUGUGUUUUUGCUCUUUCAGGCGGCUCAACACCUUGAACAAGUGUGCCUCUAUGAAACUUGAUGUGAACCUUCCGAAGAAGAAAGUAAGUGACGGCCUUUCUUCUUAUUUUUAUUAUUAUUAAAAAGAUGCUUCUGCAGUCUAAAAGCCUAAAAUGUGGCUACAUGUGUGACACUGUGCUUUUAAAAAUGAAAAAAAGGCAUGUUUCUUAAAACAAAAAUUUAUAGGCACAGUUAGGGCUGGGCGAUAAACCGAAAAUUUAACCGAUACCGAAAUUUACGACAAUAACCAACGUCAUCUCGCCCAUAUCGGUAUAUUAGGUGUCAAAAAAAUGAAUAAAUAAAAGUUGGUUUUGGGUGCAUGUAGGUGGGCUAUGGUCUCAUGUCCCUUCAAGACGCUGUCCACCCCAUCCUGUCCAUAAGAAAGAGGGAAAGACAGGUGAGGAGAUGGUGGACGGUUCAAAAGUUGUAGCAGCUGAAAGUAGACUAAGUUAAUGUGAGAGGGGGUGAGCAGCUUGUGGAGUAGUUAUCGUUCAUUUAUCGUUAUCGAGGUGAACUGAUCAAUAUAUCGUGAUAUUGAUUUGAGGCCAUAUUGCCCAGCCCUAGGCACAGUGUUAAGAAUUGAGAAUAUUUAGCAAUAUCUAGCAAAAGUGUCCUCUGAGGAUGAGAAGCUCCUAUAUGUUGUGCCUCUUACUUUGAAAUCUAAUACCGUGUUAUGUAGGGUACCUUUAAGGGUUUCCUGUGUUUGUUUCUAAAGAAAGCUUUACCCCCUUGACUCAGAUACCACACUGUGUUUUUGUCGUACAAGAGCAACAUCACUGCUUUUGUAAGAAAUAGUAUAUUCUUACAAAGAACGCCUUAAGUUAUGCAUAUCCUCCUUGCGCCGACACAAAUAUAAACCAGAUCUGUGAUAUUUGAGAUUGUGGCUCUGUUUUAUUCAUGCAUGUGGAGUGGGACACUGACGCUUUUAUCUGUCCCCACUCUGGAAUGCAGCCUGUUGGCUCAUAUUAAUGAUUUUUUUCCUGUUUGGUCUAUUUAUGGAGGAGUCUUCAAGUCAAACGAACCAUCCGUCUGGUGUUAUAUCACUCUUGGCUGAUUGUGUAAUGUUAUUAAUUCAGAGCAGAUCCUUCGCUAUUUCCUGAAUAUUUUUUUCCAACUGUUCCUCGUGGCGUCGAUGACACGUGUGAUGCUUCACAGGCUUUUUAUUUAGAGCUUGCUGAUCUAAUGAGUUCUUUUGCUUCUCAUAACACAAAGACGGAAAAUGUGUGAAGUAUCUUUCAGAGAGGGGAGAAAGGUUUGAAAUCGUGCAGGUUAUCUCAGAGUCAAUCUCCUAUCAUGUGAAUGUGUUUGUUUGAAUAUUUUAGAUCGUUAUCGAGAUCCGAGUGGAGAGACCAAAAUAGGAACAUUAAUUUCAACUCGACUAAAAAUAGCAGAUUUAAUCAUGUGGGCUGGAGUAAAUGAUGUAACCCAAUCUGUCUUUACCCAGAGUGAAGACUCUGAUGAAGAAGACCUGUUUGCCAUCAGUGACAAAUGGACGUUUGAGUGGAGCAGCAGGCGCUGGUCCAGACUACAGGACAUUGACUGUCUGCUAGAAAACCACGGAGAGGGUCAUCCUUCCAGGGACGGCGUUCCUCUGAGAACCACCACCAGCAGCGAGAGCGUUCUGACAGACCUCAGCGAGCCCGAGGUCUCUUCUCUUCACAGCGAGAGCAGCGGCGGCAGCGGUCACAGGGGCCUCAGCACCGAGGACUCAGACUGCUCCAACCGCACCUGCUCUGAUUCCACAGCAAUGCCAGACUCUACUUCUCUCACAAUGCCUCACAUCCCCAAAGACAUUUCUCACUUUAGCUCUUUGACUGACAAGCACGGCAAGAAUAGCCGAAUCCGUGCCAAAGACUUCCUGAAGCGCAUGGAGACUCUGCGCUCGAGGGGAACUCUGGGUAGAAGUCGUAAGAACUUGGUGAUCAGCGCUCCGGUGCUGCAGCAGGAGGCGCAGGCACUGAAGACGCUGCGGUGUGUCGAGAUCAUAAAUGGAGACGUGGAGACUUCAGAAACGCCGUCCGAGAAAGCUCUACCGUCCCAGUCCAGCAGUGAGGGCAGCAGCCAUUCCAGCGGCAGCGCCGUCAGCACGCCCAGCCUGAAGGAACGCAAGCCUCACCGCGCUGACCACAAGCGCAGCGGCAUGUAUUUGGAAGAUAUCGACAUUUUCUCAGGAACUCAAGUGAAUAAAGUUGCAGAACAAAACCGCAAGAAUGAAUUCUGCUCCUAUGAAGACCUGGUGGUCCACAUUCCCAAAGACCACAAGCCAGGAACCUUUCCCAAAGCACUGUCCAUAGAGAGUCUGUCCCCCACCAACGGGGCUUCUAUCAACUGGCACACAGGCAGCAUGCACCUGGACUCCCCUCCACUCAUUUCAUGCAGGAGGGAAUCCAGACCUGUCACCCAGUGCUGCUCCAGAGGCAGCAGGAUCAGUGUUUACGAUAACGUUCCCGGCUCACAUCUCUACGCUAGCACAGGAGACCUGAUAGACCUGGAGAAGGAGAACCUGUUUCCUCACCUCGAUGAUAUCCUGCUGCACGUCAAUGGCUUACAGCAGAUAGUAGACCACUGGUCCCAGAAUGUGUUACCAGUCGAAGGGUCGGCGCGAGUGGACGGUGAGCGGAGAGAGGGUACCGUAGACCUCCAGACCUCCAGUCAGAUCACUUUGGACUUUGAGGGAAAUUCUGUCACAGGAAGCCAGACGACACCGAGUCUUGGAGACGGUGACAGAGUAUCGCUCGCAGAGACAGAAUCUGCACGUCUCAGGGAGAGGAGGGACUCAGGAGUUGGUGCAUCACUCACAAGACCUAAUCGGUAUGAGAUGGUGAACUGGACUGAAAGUGCAGAAAAAUGUAGAAUUAUUCUAGUUUAAGUUGUAUUUGAUGCAGAAGAAUAAAAGUCUUUUUAUUUGCAUUUAAUCAUGACAGGUUACGGUGGCCAAGCUUCCAGAUAUCUAAUCGCAUAAGUCACUCAGUGGCCUCCCUGCAGAUCACCAACCAGUCAGCAGGUCAGCUGAGUCUGUUACAGAAGUUUUCUCUACUGCGUCUCACUGCAAUCAUGGAGAAGUACUCCAUGUCCAACAAACAUGGCUGGACUUGGUACGUCUCGUUUUUCAAAUUCUUGGAUGUACAUUUGUUUUCUCUUAUAACACCAUGAGGCAUACAAAGUGUGUUUUCAAAUGCGUUUCCGUCUCUUGUAGGUCAGUCCCAAAGUUCAUGAAGAGAAUGAAGGUACCAGACUAUAAGGAUAAGAACGUGUUCGGCGUUCCUCUCAUUGUGCAUGUGCAGCGAUCAGGACAACCUUUGCCGCUCGGCUUGCAGCAGGCGCUGCGUUACCUGAGGAGCCAGUGUCUUGACCAGGUCAGUCACAGUACACGUACUCUCAGGUUACACGUUACAUGACUUACCGGAUGUGUUUAUUUCAUGGUGUAAGUUUUCAGUGGUACAAUGGUGGCAUAUAAACAAUACAAGAAGGGGAACUGCUGGAUGACGUAGUUGUCUGUGUGAGUCAGCUGUCGGGUUAACACAAACACUUCUCUUAUUCUCUGAAGGUGGGUCUCUUUCGUAAGUCAGGGGUGAAGUCCCGGAUUCAAGCUCUCAGGCAGAUGAAUGAGAACUCUCCAGACAAUGUGAACUAUGAGGAUCAGUCUGCCUAUGAUGUGGCUGACAUGGUGAAGCAGUUCUUCAGGGAUCUACCCGAGCCUCUGCUCACGAGCAAGCUGGGGGAGACCUUUCUCCAUAUCUACCAGUGUAAGGACUUGAACUUCUCUCUUGGCUCUUCUGAUGGUCUGUUUGUAAAACAGCAAUAAGAAUCGAUUCUCUUGAAUGCGCAGAUGUGCCAAAGGAUCAGAGGUUGCAGGCCGUGCAGGCGGCCAUCAUGUUGAUGUCAGAUGAGAACAGAGAGGUGCUGCAGACCUUGCUCUGUUUCCUCAGUGACGUGACGUCCUCCGUGGAAGAGAACCAGAUGACACCCAUGAACAUCGCAGUGUGCUUGGCUCCAUCCCUCUUUCAUCUCAACAUACUCAAGAAAGACAAUCUCUCUCCUAGGUAUUUUUUUUUCAUGUUCUCCAGUUUCCUGUAAAAAUUUAAUGAAUGAGACAUGCAUGCGUUCUAUUAGCCUCCUGCAUGAUUAUCUUCACCUAUAACUCCAUAAAGACGAACAUAAAACAGGUUACAGAGUUUGUUGUGCCUUCAGGGUUGCGGUAGAUUACUCUGGUUUGAGUAAGUUCUGAAGAAGACAUGGCACUCUUUCUUUACAGCGUCUAUGUUUUAUGAGAUCAUGCUGUGUACAAACAAAGCAAAGCUCUCUAAUUUACCAUGUAGAAAUUGUUGCUAAAGGGAUCAAAGGGGUUUCCUGCAGAGCAGAGGAAGGGUUUAUAUACUGCCUUUCAAAGGCACAUUGAGUUGGAGAACUGCCGACCUAAUAGGUUUUCUCUCCCCAGGGCCAUGCAGAAGAAGUACGCAACUGGCAGACCGGAUCAGAAGGACCUGAAUGAAAACUUAGCAGCAACACAAGGCCUCGCUCAUAUGAUCAUAGAGUGUAACCGUCUCUUUGAGGUAAGAGAUGAACCUGCAGUUGAAAUGAUGCAAGAAUUUCAGGCCUGGAUGCAAUAUCCACAGGAAUGUCCUAACGUCUAAUUGCCUCGAGUCUUACCUCAUGCUUUUUUUACACCCAUUAGAUUCCUCAUGAGAUGGUUACUCAGUCGCGUAAUUCAUACGUGGAGGCUGACUUGCAUGCACCGACAAUUGACGAGCUGUGCAAGCAGCUGGAAGAUGACGAUGGAACAUACCAAACUCAUAUGGAGGGGAGGCUUCAGAACCUGCUCAAAGAGGCCCGGGAAAAGUCCAAAUACUGGGUGUCCUGCAGCAGCUCUGAUAACACAGAGCUCUACUAUAAAAAGGUCGGUGUUCUCACUUACUCGCUUUUCAUUUACAACAACACAUAAAAAAACACUGGAGUAAAUCUUAGAGCUCAUUGAUGCAAAAAUGUGCAGUACUUAAUACUUGAGUCAUGAGUCCUGCUUUAAAACUUGGUGUUUUUUUUGUAGGUGGGAGACGGGAACCCUUUGAGACGUUGGAAAGUGUCUGUGGAGGUGGAAGCACCACCAUCUGUAGUGUUGAAUCGAGUUCUACGAGAGCGCCACCUGUGGGAUGUGGACCUGCUGCAGUGGAAAGUGUGUGAGACGCUAGACAAGCACACGGAAGUGUUCCAGUAUGUCCUGAACCGAAUGCCCCCUCAUCCCAGCAGAGAUUUUGUGGUCCUCAGGUGAGUUAUGAGGAAUGUAAAAUAAGGUGUGGAAGUGGAAAUGUGGCCUAUAUUUGAGGAUGUUCACUCAGUUUUCUUUCUGUCUAUUUAAGGUCAUGGAGGACGGAUUUGCCCAAAGGUGCCUGCUCCCUGGUUUCUGUGUCAAUAGAGCAUGAAGACUGUCCCUCUGUUGGAGGGGUACGAGCAGUAGUCCUAGAGUCCAACUACCUGCUAGAACCAUGCGGCUCAGGAAAGUCCAGACUAACUCACAUCUGCAGGGUGGACUUGAAGUAAGACCCCUGACCCCUUUUCUUACUUUGUUUUCUCCUUGUACUCACUUAUACUCAAUUCUUAACUAAAUACACUCUUUAUGUUUCAGGGGAAGGACUCCAGACUGGUACAACAAAGCCUUUGGCCACCUGUGCGCUGCAGAAGCUGCUCGGAUCCGUAACUCUUUCCAGCCGCUUAUCACAGACGGACCAGAGACCAAAAUCUGAAACUCUUCGUCGGUUGUGUCUGCUGAGCUUUGAGAUUCAGACUGAGCCUUUAAAUCAUCGCUAACAGGCAGACACAAUAUAUAGACUGAACCCCAGAAGUAAAGCACAGUUUUUUUCAGAGAGGAAAAGCCUUAAAAUCACUUGGAGCUCCUCUGUACUUGCACAAUGACAGAAGAGGACAUCUUAUAGGUGCUGAGCAUAAAUACUCAACGGGAAAUUAAUCAUCCUGCCAAUGUCUUUAGAAUUAGGACCUUAUUUACCUUCAUGUUUCUAAACCUACAUAAUGUAAUAAUUAUUAUCUUUAAUAAUAUUGUAUUACUGUUACUUUAAUCGACAAUGUCUAGGACAUUCAAGCUCUUAAAUGCUUCUGGGAAGCAUGAAUAUCUUAUUCCUCUCAGAUUUUAAGCUAUAAUUAUAAUAUAGACUGAAACGUCUGUGUAAAUAUGUGUGUGAAUAUAAUGUACAUGCAACAACAUGUAAAUAUUGUAUAUAUGUGAAGGGUAAAAUAGUACAUAUGUUAAUAUCCUAUAUAUUGAUCCUGUCAGUGUCAACCUUCCUGUAAUACACAUGGUACAAAAUUGUAAGCUGGUUUUACUUUGCUUCAGUAUUGCCGUUUCUGAAUGGGUGUAAUUUUAUUAAACGUUGACCUCCUGUGGUUGUGAAAGGAAUGACUAAAGGUUUGACUCGGUCAUACCUGCUUAAAGGUACUGGAUUGUGCAGUCAAGUGCAAGACAAAACAUUUUUUUUAAAUAAAACUAUCAAAAUAAA
Messenger RNA from Xyrichtys novacula (pearly razorfish), 61957 nucleotides. NCBI's taxonomy places the organism in Eukaryota, Metazoa, Chordata, Actinopteri, Labriformes, Labridae. The record is from the annotation of a GenBank genome assembly.